GGUCUUGAUGAAGGCAACAUGGCGGUUUGUUUUGGCUAAUGGCUGUUUUGGUAAUGGCCGCACUGUCCCUAAAUUUUAGACAACAAUUGGGCCUCAGUUUGAUUCUGUUAUGAAGCUUUUGCGCUGAGCAAUGAUAUAACUGCGAUAUAAAGCCGCAAGGAAGCUGACCAUGGUAUGUUAUCAUUGAUAAAGGCGUCCGUGCCGCGCUGUAUUGAAUUAAUGUUGUUUUUUUGUUCAGUAAAGCCAAUUUCCAAUCUAUGCAGCAAGUCAUAAUGCACUAAUAUUUGGACAUACUUUUAAGAUUCGCCUUUGCGCGUUGAACGAUGAUUCAAGUGAGGAAAGCGAGCCUGAACCCACUCAGGAAAGUCUCAAGCAAGCCAAGGUAUGUAGGUUGUCACGUGUUAACUGUUUCAUUCCGGGGGUAUUCCCAUAUAAAGUGACAGGAUGCUCGUGGUCUCACUUAGGGUGUUCGGAAGGGAAUGCCAUUGUUUUUAGCUGUAAAGGUAUCACUUAUAAACAUGUCACUGGCCUCCCUCCACGGGGUGGGACCCUGGGCCAACAAGGGGGAUGGUAAAAUGGGUGAUGCAAAGUUGACAACCCCCUGAAGAAGUUGGAAACAUGAUUAGUCAACGUUUUCUCAUACAUGUACAUCUCCAUUUGUCUUGUUUUAUUAAAUUGGGAGCAAAAAUAUUAAUUUACUGUUAUUGCUUUGUGUAGAGACGAAGUUUACACUUAGAUAGGUGGGCGAUAAAGAAAAUGUGGUAGAAGGUUCUUGUUUAUUGCAGGAAUCUGAAGCUUUGGAACUUUACAACAAAGGACUUGCCUUGCAACAAAGAGGGGAUUAUUCAGCAGCCGAAGAGGCUUAUGAUAAGUUGUUGAACUCUGCUUUGGUCAAAGAGGUAACACACAGCUGCAUCAAUGCUCUUUUGUCCUUUUAUUUACGGCAUCUACUGUAUACAUCCAGGGUCUGAAAUUUCGCCUUCCUGGUCGCCAAUGCGACCAAAAAUUCAGUUCUAGCGACCAGAAUUUCAUAGUUGGUCGCCAGCUGGCGACUCGUAAAGCUGGUUGUCGUUGUAGACUUUCACGUUUGGAGAAAAUGAUUAAGAAUUGAAACCUUGAAGCUGUUUUGCCAACAGGUGUCUUACUUUUCGUCCUGCGGAUAUUUUUUUAAUUUAAAAGUGAAAUGAAUCUGCUUGUUAAUACACCUCCACAACAGCUAUGAUCAAUACGAGUUGAACGUUUCCGAGCCGCCAAGGGAAAUUUUUGGUGACCACAAUUUGCCCCCUGGCGACCAAAAAUUUAUACUUGCUCACCAGCUGGCGCCCAUAUUAAAAAAUUAAUUUCGGACCCUGACAUCAUGCAGCCUGUACAUGUAAGUUCUCAAUUGUGUUGAUUUGAAUCAACUAUGCCGGUAUUUUAAAAUUGAAAGAUGACCAUUAUGCACAAAUUGUGUUAAUAUUGGGACUUAUUCAUUAAGAAUAAAGAUAAUUCAUUGAGAAUAAAGAUACUGAUAAUGAUAUUAUGUGGUUCCAUUGUAUUCAUAUCCACCUCAUGGAAGGUCAUUGGAAAUUCAGACUGUAGGGGGGUCUUGUGGGUCUUAAUUUAUAAAUGAAAGUCUAAAACUACUGUAAACUGUAGAUGGGGAUUUCUUGAGGGGUGGUUGGGGAGGAACAAUUUGAAACAACCCGCCAUGGGAUUACAAGUUGCAGUAUGGAUGUUUUCCAGAACAACACUUUUUCAUACAACAGGCUCCACCUCCAGAUGAAGAAUCAGGUGUGGUUGAGCCUGGCCAUGUAUUAAAAUAUUCUGCAUACAAAAACUUGGCUUCACUGGCAGAGAAAAGAGGUCAAUGGGAGAAAUCCAUUGAUGCUUAUCUUCAGGUGGGUGCAUGUGCAUUUAAACAUGUACAGUCAACUCCCUUUAUAGCGGACACUGUAGGGACCUUAAGUUAGUGUCCUCUGUAGCGAGAGUCCGUAAUAGCGGGUGUUUAUUUCAGUCAAACGUCUGUAAUUUAUUUUUGCCUGGAAUUUAUCUGCUGUUCGUAUUAUCGGGGUGUCCGUUAUAGCGGGGUGUCCACAAGGCGAGAGUUGACUGUACAUGUAAACUGUACAAUAUAAACCAUAUAAUGGAUCUGGUUUUAUUAUAAACUUUGUUCACCUUAUUAAUGCAAAUUUAGAAAAUUUACGUUAAUUUGAGUCACAUUAAUUUUUGUAAUUGUUUUUUUUCUGUGCCAUUAAUUAAGUGGAGUGUUAAUUAAGUGUCACCUUCAUUUCCAUUAUUUUGGCCCCAAAUUCUUGAUACACUUUUGAUAUUCUUGACAUCUAAGAAAGAGGAGUUAAUUCAUUAACAUAUCUGAAAAUUUAUUAUGAACUGCAAUAGAAUAAAAAUUAUUACAUGUAUAUUGAAAAGCCAAAAAGGCAAGAUUAUACUGAUAAUAAUAAGAGAAUAUACUGGCAACAGGAUUUUUGUUUAGUUACACUUUACUAGGCUGUAUGUUCUUGGAUGCCCUGUCUGUUAUAUGGGUUAGGGUCGAGUCAGCUUUACUUGUUAUUCCACCCAACUACAAGUCUGUUUAAAUCAAAUAUUUCUCAUAAGUACCUGACCAUAUGGUGUUAACAUUUGGUCAUGCCAUUUUGCAGGCUGUAGCACUGGAUGAUUCUGACGUGACUGUGUGGUAUCAUCUUGGAGUAGUAGCAAUGAAAACCUUUGAUCUCUGUUUGGCCCGACAUUCAUUUGAGGAGGUCUGACAGAAUAUGUAGUUUGCUAAUUAGGAUAACUAUUGCGAGCCUCUAAAGUAUUACUUUCUCUCUCGCACUAUACACAAUGCGUGCAAUAUACAACAUGUACAUUGUUUGUUCCUUUCAUGUAACACUUGUUCCUACAGCUCUAGUGCAAACUUGGGGCUAGCCGGAUUUAAUAUUUUGUGAAUAACAGCUUCAACAUUUAUUCUGGUCUUUGUUCAUUCUAUGCUGCUCAUGUACAAUGUACAAGUACAUUUGCAAAUUCCUAGUACUGUAAUGUAUUCUAUACUGUGCUGGGAUAAUAAUGAAUUGUUUUCUUCAGGGUUUGAAAUGCAAUUCCAAGCACUGGCCUUGUUUGGAUCUUCUCUGCACUGUGUUGUAUGCUGUUGGAGAUUACUACAGUAAGUGUAGACUGACAGGAACCCUCCACUUUUUUUACCCUUAAGAUAUAAAAAUGGCCAACUUUUAAAUAAUUUCUCUUCUUCUUGAUAUAAAUUGCAAUUUAUUGACUGUCUAAGAUUCAUUUAAAAGGCCUAGACUGUUCAACAAAUUCUCCUCUUUAGCAUGUAAAAUGUACUGAUAUUGUUAAAAGAUAUUUCUUUUGAUAUUAUAGUAGGUCAAAGCAUUGAAAACAUCUUUUUUGGUAGUUUCCAUUGCAGUUGCAUUUAUUUUUACCUUACAGCAUGCCUUGUGAUGAUAUCAAAGGCCUUUGAUAGAGAUGAAGAGUAUCCAAAAGGUACAGUGUAAUAUUAACUGCAUUGAGGUCAUAGAUUGUGUGUUUGAGGUGGGGGGGAUUAAGGACAUUUAAAGGAAAGUACAGUCAACUUCCCGGUAACUCGAACCCUCUAUAACUCGAACCUCCCGUUAACUCGAAGUAAUUUCAUUUCCCUUCAGAUCAUUUUCCAUAUAAUUUUACCCUAGAUAGCAGGAACUCCCGCUAACUUGAACUUUUUUCUAUUUCCCUUGAAGGUUCCGACUGUACAGGUAUAAACCAGUGUUUGUGUAGGGGGCGGAGGAAAGAGUAAUAAAAUUUUCUGUAGAAGCUAUACACAUUUGGAUAAUAAAUGAGACAACAUAAAUGCUUUAUGAAUUUAAAUUCCUUUCUAACUGCUUUUAUUUAUUUUUGUCAGGACUGGCCUUAAAGAAUCAAAUCUUUUCUGAGGAACCUGCCCUUAGGAGAGAAACACAACACUUAAGGUAGCAACUACAGAAGAGUGCAAUGGACUUGGUUCAAAAAGGGUUGGAUGACAAAUUCUCCUUUAAAAUUAAAAUUUCAGCGGUAGUUUAAUUGAGUUCACUUUGGUAUACACGGAGGGUGUUGAUUUUUUAAUGCAGUUACCAGUAUUUGAAAUCGAGGUAAUGACACACAAACCAGGGGAAAUGUUUUGAGCAAUUUUUUUGUAAUGUGCACAUUUAUUUGGUAACCUUGCGGCACUUUUAAAAAUGUAAAUCAAUUAAAAUAAAUCAACCGGGGUAAUUUUUGCCUUGAGGUCUUUAUGUAAAUAGUUUCAUUGAACUUAUAUAGUACAGAUGUACUUCAUUACAAAAAAAAGACAUUUAGUAACAUUUAGUAACAUUUUUAACAUUUUCAUAUAUCUUUGGGAUUGCCCAUUUCUUUUGAUAGAGUCCCAUUAAUGUUGAGUUUGUUUGUACAGGAGCUUGUUUAUGUGCAGUUUGAUGAAUGAUGAGGAGGAUCAGAGGGAAGAAAUAAAGGUAGUGAAAGAGUGAUUAUAAAGAUGAUGAUAUUAACAGUAAUGAUAAUGAUAAUGAUUACAAUGAUGUUAACAGUGGGAAGGAUAUUAAUGUUCCUUAUGUCAUGACACCAUGCAGAUGGACAUUCCGCGGAAAGACACAAUGCGAAGACUAUUGUAGGUCCAUACCCAAGAUUAUCCGCAAGUCUCUUGGAUGCUGUACAAAUCUCCCAAUGCAUGUUAUUUGGGGACUGGGUUGAUCUUUGAUUAUGUGGUGGUGGGGAUGGGGGUGGGUGGGGACAUUGGUGUUGGAGGAGGGUACUGGAAAAGAGAUUGUCUUUAGAAUAUUUAGAUCUCCAUGGGUUAGCAUGUCUGUGGACCAGCUCCUUUGGAAAGCAAAUCAGGCAGUUUUUUUAGUGAAAAGUAUAGUGUAGAGUGUAGUUAUACAUAAGUGUACUAAAAGCGUACUCUUUCUCUCAGUGUUAUGAGCUCAAUGUGACUUCAGUUCAAGUUAAUGAAAACUGUGACUUGAAAGAUUCUAUCAUCUUACUGAUAAGCUUGCAAAUUAUCUUAUUUUUUCUAUCAAACAGUUUGUGAAAGAAGCGCUUCAUCUGAGAGAGGAGAGGCUAAAGCUUGUUGAGGCAGACAGAGCCAUGCCUCCUUCCUAUUCACCUGUCAAACCCCUAACAUCACAUACGUAAGAGCUUAGUUUUGGAUGACCUUGUACACAAUCUUUGAGGCAAAAAAAAUUCUGCACUGUAUACUGUUAAAAGAGGCACCAAAGAGUGAACAUGCAUCAAAUAGUUAACACUCACAUUGUAUUUUAAGAUGGUUUUUUCCUGGCACCAUUGGGUUAUUCUCUAAUAAAUGGUAGCCCUUUGUAAAGACAUCACAGGAAGUGAAUGACGUACUUGAAAUGUGUUCUGAUUUUCUUUUCUUUUCUGUGUCUUUUUUGUUACUUCCUGAAAGAUGGGCAAGCCUUGGUGAAUGCUUCAUUGCUCUGUAUGAUCACCUCACAUCCCAGGAUAAUCCCCAGGUAAAAGCUUGUUUUGUUGAGUGACUGUUAAGUGACUUGUGUCUUGGUAACGUACAUUAAAAUACAUGAAAAGUUUAGAUGUUUAUGUGACAGGUCAAAACUAUAUUUGACAAGGUCAAAAUGUUUUAACCUAGGUUGACUCUCAAUUUCUUUUGUCUCUUAGACCUAAUUCAUGAAUAAAUAAGGCUAGGCGAAAAAGAGAAUUGAGAAUAAAUUUAGGUUAAAAAAUUUUAACCAGAAUUUAAUUUUGACCUGUAGCAUUUACAUUGAAUAAAAUUAAUGUAGCACUCCAAAUAUAAAGAAAGCUAAAUUCAAUCUCACAGCUCUUCAGCGGGUUUUUCAAAGCUGGGUUAAGAUAACCCAGGGGUACAUUACUUGUCCUUUCAGAUACAUUAUGUAUAAAUGCUUAACAAACAAAUUCAGUUUAAUUCUUUUUGUCUACAAUUUAAUGAUUGGAUUCUUUAAAAAGAUUAGAGGCAAUUAUCUGAGAAAAUUCUUUUGAACAAAAGGAAGUGAAACCCAGGUUAAAAUUUAACACUUUCAGUUGCACACUACUUGAAAAUUAUCUCAAUAACAUUUUAAGAUCAAUGUAAAUUAUUAUUUGUCUCCCUCAUUAGGUGAAGGGGCUACGCAUGCAUGUAUAUCCUGACUUUUGUACAUGUAGGUUGUAAUGAAGAAGUUUUGUUUUCAUUUAAUUAUUGGUGUUCUUUUACAGCCACUAGGCCGAAGAGUUGAUUUGGAAGAAUACUACAAAGCCAUUGUCACACCAGGUAUAUGUGUGUACUACGUACAUGUAUUUCAAAUCAAUUCAAAGAGGACAGAGAGCAAAUUGUUGUUGCUCCUCGAUAAUGAAAUUGCACACAUUAUUGAAUCUGUUCAAAAUGUAAGCUGUUUUUCAGAAGUUUUUUUAAGAGAGCAGUGGAAAUUGGGCCUAUUGAAAAUGUUGUAGUACUUAAAUUUACAUACGUGAAGCAUGCCAGAGGCACAGUAUAGGCUGUGCAUUGUUUGUACUUUAUAUUUUGUACGUAAACGUUCAUGAUAUUGCAGUAUAAUAAUUAUUAUACCGGUAGUCAUCAGUCUCAAUGCAGUAAUUGGGAGACUUUCAAGCUCAUGAAAUUCAUUGGAAGUGGGUUCUGAUUUUGUUUAACUGUUUCCAAAGGGUUAUGACAUUUUUUCCCAAUAUUAAACAGUCAUAAGUAAUUAAUUUUAUAAUACUCAUCAGUUGUAGAGUUUGUCAUUUAAAAAAAUGAAAGUUCCCAGAAGUGGCAUCAGCUACAUUUAGUAAAAUGUAAAGCAAGAAUGUGUUUUUUUAGCAGGAUGUGCAUUUAUUCCUUGAUCUGAAGGUGGCUCGAAAGAGGUUUUCAGGGUCACUACCUCCCAAGUUUGAGUAUAAACCAUGUCGCCAUUAACAAAGAUUUGGAAAAAUUACCUGAAAAACCCUAUUGAGCCACCUUAAAAGGUUGAAGAAAUGAGGAUUAAAUUUUAUGUAAUGAAAUUUCACAAGAGGAUGAUUCUCUUUUCUUUUUCAGACAUGUCCAUGUCCUACAGAGCUUCUGUUGUGAAAGUUCCCGAUUAUUCCAGCUCAAGUUUUUCUACUGAAGGCUUUUCAGUGUACAAGAACACUCAAUCAGGUAAAUGGAUACUGAUAAGUUUCCGUUCUUGUGCUAACUUAAAUAAUAAUCUUUAUGAUAAGCCUGGUCAUCAUAUGCCCAGGGUUCGCAAAAAGUCGUGGGCCAAGUUGUUCAAAAGGUGGAUAACGCUAUCCACCGGAUAAAUCUCUCUACCCAGUGGAAAACGCGAUUGAUUUCCCUAAUACUCAUCCACUGGAUAGCUAUUUAUCUGGCCCCGGUUCCUGGAAAGCCGAUUAAACUAUCCUCCGAUUAGCAUCAGAUCCACGAUUAAUUUUCUUAUUCCUCAGAUAACUAAUCGUGGGUUAAAAAGGAGUUCCUGAAAGCGAAAUAAACCCACGAUUAACUAAUCCAAGAUUAGUGUUAAAAUAAACCGGUUUAACCAGUUUUUGGGAUGAUUGCUUUUAAAUAAUAUGACGCGAAAAAUGUUUAGGCACGGGUGAAGUAAAGGAAAAUGGCAGAAAAUGAAGUGGUCUAGGUUGAACCAAAGGAAAAGAAGAGGAAACCGAAAUUCUUCAUCUACCUAGAAAUAAUUGGCCCAGUUUUUGUAACAUAGUCCUUAUAUUCAAUCCGCAGUCCACAGUCCAUGUUUUAUAAUGACCAAAUUUAUUACAUGAAGUAGUAACCACCCUGGCAACUGCUUAUGUUUUCUCCUCGUCUUUCUCUGGAGGUCGUUCUUGAGGAUUUCUACCAAAUAUUGAAUUGACUCUCGGCCAAACCUGUUUUUACUGCAAAGCUCUUCAUCAGUGAAUUGGUCAAGAUUAAAUUCUUGCUGUCGGAACUUUUUUUCACGUAUUUGAGGCAGCGGUAAGUCCGCCAUUUUGUUUGUUUUACAAACGUUUUCACCCGAUUAGUGACUUAAUCGACCUCGCUAGGUGGGUUAAAAUUAACACUUAGUUUAUUCCUAGAUUAAGGUUAAUCAUGUUUUCAGGAACAGGAUCUAAUCGUGGGACAAAAUGUAUUCCGAGAUUAGCGAGAUUUAAUCCUCGAUUAGCGUUAAUCGUCUUUCUAGGAACCCGGUCCUGGUGGAUAGCAUUAUCCAAUGUUUGAACAACUGGAGCUUGUCCGGUAGUCUUACCCAAUGCAAAAGAGAACUAGUCCUGGAAAGUCAUCCUCUAAUAAAGUCAUUAACGAAGACAAGCAAGAAGUGGCCCCAGGCAAGCAAAAUAUGAGAGUUGCUUGCUUAAACUACAAGCUGGAAUUCAAGUUUUUUUGAGCCCUGAUGCCACUGACCCACCUGCGACAUAGCCGCUGGUACUGCCUAGGAUGCUGCUGAAACCAUAUGCUGCUCCAACAAUUAACCCCACAGGUCUUUACUGCCAACAUAUCGGUGAAUAUGAACUUGAGUCAACUUCCCAGGUAUACUAGGGGUUAGGACUAGAAUGGCCUUUGUUGCCAGCAGCUUCUCAUAUCGGCCAGCUCAGUGUCCCAGGCAAUACCAGUGGCUAUAUUAAAUGUAGAUGGGUGGCAUACGAGAACCUAGCCUCCCUCACAGGCGUUUUUAGGGGAGGUUGUAUUUCGUCCCUCCCCACAAAUGCCUGCUCAACCGAGAACAACAUUCCUUUCCCAUUGUUAUAUUUGCAUGAUAAGUGACCAAUCAACAGUUUUGAAAUAAAGUGUUGACAGGCUAAACACGACUCAUAAGCUUGUGAUAGUGCAAAAACAUGUCCCAGAAUGUGACCCUAGAGUUAGCUUUUCCUUCUUUUCUUUCCUUCGUUAAGGUUAUGCCCCUGGGGGUUAUGCAGUGUGCGGAGAAUUCUAAAAUCUGGCUGAGUAACAUUUAUUAGAGGUCAUGAAGCUUUCUCAAAGUUUCAUGCAGAUCGUGUAAUUUUAUCGGGUUACCCUGCGGCCAAGGUCAACUUUAAAUAAUUUGGAAAGUACAAUGUGAUUGGCUAAGUGUGGGAAAGGAAUGUUGUUCUCGGUUGAGCAGGCGUUUUUGGAGAGGGACGAAAUUAGAGCUCCCCUAAAAAGGCCGGCGUGGGAGGCUAAUGAGAACCAGGCUAAGUUUCACGUGGUUUUUUACAGGUGACAGUGAUGAAAAAAGUAAGAAAGGAACAAAAAGAAAGAAACCACCUCCAGCUGCCAUUGAAAAUGACUUUCUACCCAAGAGACGAUCAGCAAGGGUAAGAAAUGGCAAAUGUUUAUGUAACCUCAGUGGUUACGUAAUUUAUAACAGAACCCUACCAUACAAAUACCCUAUCAACAGGACUUAACAGGACUUAACUUUCUCUGGUCUUAGCAGAAGCUCAAUAAUUGGUCAAUACAGGAGCCAACUUGCUCUUGGUCGGCUCCUGGUCAGCUCCUGGUCAAUAAUUGGACCAGAUAUUGAUGCCCUUCAUGAGGUUGUAUUGAUAUGGUUUUGUCCUUUUAACUAAUACUCAUUUAUAAAACCUGUAAGUAUUUUGUAACUAUCUUGAAACCUCCACCUAACUAUGUAAAAGAAAAACAAGUUGAUAUCCAUGCUUGUACAAUGAAUGUUAAAAAAACUGUGAGAGAACUUAGAUAAAUUACAUAUGUACCAUCAAACCUAAUUGUAUUUUAAACACCUGCUUUUAGUUGAAUAAAAAUAGAUGUUUUUGGUCUUUCUACUGAUAAUAACACAUCUUGUAAAUAAUAUUAUUAUUUUAAUGUGUGCACUUGUUGUCUGAAAAAUUAAGGUGAGAACAAACAAAAAGAAGGAGGAGGAAAUAAACUACCAAGAAUUGAUCAUGUCAUUUGCACCUUCCCUGCUUAGGUAAGUUUUCCAUGAGUGACAUAAUUUAUAUUUUACAGCAUGCAAAGAAAGUCGUGUCUGAUAGCCAGGGGCUAGUGGAUUUUGCUAUUUUGCUAGUGUUUUUUGUUCUUACAGCUGUAACUUGCCCAGUGGGAAAGCGCUGUUUUUUGGGGAAAUUCAAAUUACAGAAGGAUUGUUAUCAAUCCUGCUAAUCAAAAAGGGUUUUGGGGCUAGUUGAAAUGACGUGUGGGCUAGUGCAUGCUAUCUACAGCUGGCCCGAAUGGCAGGCUGUGAAACUGACUUUCUUUGCACCCUAUUUUAUGUCCAUGAUUCAGCAAAUGAUCUCUCCAAUGAGCAUACAACACUCUCAUUGCCUACAGUGUACAACUUUCAAUAAUUUUCUGGGCAGGAAGAAUGCCAUCGCAACUCUCAUGGUGUAUUAUUCAUCAUUAAAAAGGAGAGGGUAAACUAAUUGGCGAAUAAAUAUUAUUGUGACUGCAUUUUUAUAGUGUUGAAAUAUUCUGUAAACUGUUCUUUUUUGAUGUACGAUUUUUAAGUGGUAGGCCUGCCAUGACUAAGGACAGUGUCUAUCUAAAGUGAAACACUGAUAUGACCAGGGCUGUAACUUAAAUUUCAAGUUGCCACGAAUAUGGCUGUGCAGUUCAUUUAGUUGACCAGGAUUUCUACUGCUAGGAAUUUCUUUUGCUUCUGUUUUCCUUUUUUGUCCUAUUAGAGUAGCCAGGGAUCAUGCUCAUGACAACUGGAGAAAAUCCGCGGCUCCUGGCCCUUAAUGACAGCCUGUAUAAUGAACUCCUAUAUAAUGAAGACCUUUGGGUGCUUUCCAUUUGUCAGAACUGACAGGCCAGACCAUUCCCGCCACGAAAAGAAUUUCACUGUUAGUAAAAACUAUCCAGCCACAUUAGUCAAAUCCUAAAGAGCAUGGUUGAAGGAGAUGGUUUUUCAGCAAAAGCUCUUGGAAAAAGCCCAUUGCUUUGUCAAAAUGACUGGUCCAGCCAUAGUCCGUCCAGCCAGUUCUGACUUUCAGAAAGCACCCUUAGUUUAACAAAUGAUAUUCUUGGCCGCAGAAUUAAGUUGAAUAUAAUGCUGAGCUUACUUUCUACCUGUCUCAUUUUUCUCUAGACCCAGUGUGAGUGUUGAUGAUGAGAGUAGCCAAGAUAGCCUUGGGGAAGGAUCUCAGUUAAGUCAAAAGUAUGAAUUUUUCAGUCCUAAAUAUUGCAGGCAAAAAUGUGCUGUUUGUUUUUGAAGUCCCACCCCUCCCCUGCAGUGAAGAUGAUUUCUGGGAGACCUGCAAGCAAUGGGUCAUUUCAUAACCCUUUAAACCCUAAGAUCAAAAUUGAGAUUCUCAUUUACUGUCCUUAAACUUUUUUAAUAGAAGUAGUGGGGAGAAUUUGUUAAAAUAUCGAUUAGACUCAUCUUCCCUGAUCAUGUACUCAAUUCUCAUGACUACUCUGUUUUCUAAAGCAUUGAUAUUAUAAGGAGAAAUUUCAUGCUGAUCACUCUUAGGGUUUAAAGGGUUAGUUGCCCCAAGCCUCUGUCUCAAUGCGAGGGUAAAUGGGAAGUCAUUGUUAUGAAAAGGAGGUUUUCUCCCCUGCCAAUAAACUUUUUUUAACAUGUAUGCUUCUGCUGGAUCAUCAUACGUGUCUGCAAAACUGUCCACCUACCCCUCCCCUAAGCCAACAUUUUGCCCUUUGUGAGAAGUAAGUGUUAAUAUUGGCUUAGGGGAGGGGUAGGUAGGCAGUUUCCCAGAAAUGUAUAAUGAUUCCUUCUGCCUUGAUUUUAAAGUGAGAGGUUUUGGAACUGGUUAAUGGGCAACAGAAUCCACUUGUCAUCCGGCUAAGCUGUGGUGCACAAGUCAGAGGGGUAGACACUUUUCAAACCAUAAAAGCGUCUUGGGGUGUGAUGUUCAAUCUUUCACUUUUGCUCCACUCAUAACUACACAAAGACACAAGUUAGGGUUUAAGCCACUAGGAAUCAAACACAAUACGAUCUGCUGAAUAUAAUGGGUUUAGUUUCUACAGAAACAGUAGUGCUUGGGAAAUUAGGUGGAAAUGAUUUGGCGACUGAAUCAAUGAUAAAGCUUUUGUGCUUUCUGGAACCAGGGUUUGGAAUUGGGAGGGUGUGUUUUUAUCAUUUGUCUCAACUGAAAUAGUGCUGAAGAAUCCCACCCAAAUUACCUGUAAGUACCUGUUCCAGGUAAAACUGAACUUUGUUUGGAUUCAGUGAGAAAUGCUAUCUAUUAUUAUUAUUAUUAUUAUUAUUGUUGUUAUAAUAUUUUUUUUUAAUUUGUAGAGGUGGCCAGUUGCAGACGUCAGAUGGAAAAAUAAGUGAAGGUAUAAUCUCCGGUUAACUUUACACCAUUUUGUUAUACAGAAGUGUAAAUGGUCAUGUCAUAAGUGGGUGGAAUAUGAUUGUCUGGGUGAGUGUAGUCCUGUAUAUGACUUUUGUUGUUGAUAGUGACUGAUGCUUUGACAACUGGUGCAAUAAAACAUUUUUAGAGUCAAAUUGAAAUGUAUAUCGUCAGUUGAUGGUACUAUACUCUGGUUAUUGCGAACAAUACUAGAAGAUUUACCGUGAUUCAAAUGUGUUCCUUUCGUUUAAAAGGUAAUAGAAAUGCAUACGAUGAAGUAAUCUCAGGUCAAGCAGAAACUCUGGACAUUCUCACAUUUGUCAAGGAAAACAUGGAAAAUGGGUAGAAAUAAUUUUGAAUAACUGUCAAUCAGUUACUUGAAUAGACCUUACUCACGACGAGGAUUGAUAAGACGAAAGCAAUGUCAUGUGGCAUUUCAGGGUGCAAGCAAGAUAGAAAAUUCAACAAUACGAGCAAUCGCGUUGGAGUUUGUUUAUUCUCUCAAAACGAGACAACUAUUUUAGUUAUGCAAAAUUUACAGUUAGAGGUUUGACGAGACUUACGUCUUUAUUGCUUGCUGUUAGGACAAAUACAGUCGCUACUGCACCCAAAGAAAGCAACAAUGAUUACUUCCACCCUUAAUUUGCCAUUAUUGUCGUUAAAACAGAACGUCUUUUUAUAAUUUUCUGUUGUACAGAAAAAACAAACCCGACACGAUUUCUUGUAUUGGCAAAUAGUUUGCUCCCUGAGAAACCAGGUGGCAUCGCUUUUAUCUUACCAGUCCUUAAGCGUGUGCAAAGUUGGCGGGCAUCGUGAGUAAGGUCUGUAUUUGUAGACAACAAACUCCCACUUCCUACUCUUGAUCUCACGGUUCGCUCUCGAUCCAGGACGGAAGAGAGAGGAAACAGCCUUUUCAUGCCAAAGAGUUUUUGCAAUCAAGGGUAGAAACUUUAUUUUUUGAAAAAAACAAGCAAGCAAGCAAAAGAAAAAACAAAUUCUAUUCAAUUAAUCAAUCAAUCAACUUUAUUUAAAAAUGAGCCGGGUAAACGCAUAACAGCAGAAGCUGAUAAACCAGUGGCCCUCGAACUAAACUAACUAACCUAAAAAGUACACAUAUAUAUUUACAAUAUUGCUAAAAAAUUAUUAAUAUCGAUAUAAGAAUCAGUUCUAUUCCUCGUGACUGGUUUUUUGCUCUCAUUAAACAGUGGAAUUAUUGACCUGAUGAAUCAGUAUGGAAUAUGCCUCGCGGCUCAGAACAACAAGAAGUGGUGAGUUAAAUAUAGUUUUGUUGCUAGAUAAAUCACUUUCGUUUAACCCAUCAUCUGUUGCACACACAACAUGUGAUGGCUGAAUGAACGAACAAUUUUUGAUUGAAUAUAAAAAAGUAAGCCCACGUAACGUUUUUCGCGUAUUACCGCUUAGUCUUGGCGAGUAUUUGGUUUCUAUGAAAGUGGAAAUGUUCUUUGCAGUUGAAUAAACAAUCUAAGCGGUUUCUGAUUGGUUGUUUUUUCACACGUGGGAGAAGUCGCAAAGCCGAGUAAACAGCUGUUCGUGACGCAAAAUGUUGAAUGAAACCGUUUGAUGUAUAUCGAUAAUGGGAAACCAUUUAGGGCGUGUUCUACUGGCCGUACAUCUAUGCUGGAAUAAGAAUUGAUGGAUUGAAAUCUAGAAAUCACUUGUUUUGGCAUUUGUUACAUUGCAUUAUUUAGAAAUCUGCUUUAAAUAAAAUAUUCCUAUGUAUGUAAAGUGUAAAUUGUCCAAAAUCACGGUAGCGGAGAUUUGUAACAACAACUUUUGCGUAUUCUUUUUCUGUAAUACGUGGAUCAAUACACGACCACACCCUUACAUGUGUUAAAUCGUCAAGCAUGCUCUUCCUACGCGAUGUAGGUCGAACAUGUUUCAAUUUUGUCCAAAGGAAAGGCUUUUCCAGUGAGAUGAUCAGCCACCUCCUUAUAAUUUAUGCCUGCGUUCCCAGGCGUGUAUAUAGAUUUUUCAGAAAAGUGCGGGUAUUUUAUAGAUAAAGUCAGCUUACGAAUUGUUAUCUUUCCUUACCUGUAAUCUGGACAGCAAGCUACAUGCAAGAGAAUAAAUGAAAAUAACUAGGCUGUCCUCACACUCCCACGAUAAGCUCAGUUUGGUUUCCAUAUUAUAGGCAGGAAAAGUUAUUGAAGGUCGAACCCCUCUAAUCGCAUGAAAUAUGGUGCUACUACUGCAGUAAUUUACUACCAAUUCCAAUUUGCAUGUUGCGUGGUUUUAAAACCGGCGACAUUUCUCAUUUUAGUUUAUUGAUCUAGUAAUAUUAUCAUUUCAGGCCUUCCGCCUUGGCUGAUGUGUUCUUGAAAGUUUACCAGAGAAUGAGAAAGCACGUUAUUCUUCCUUCAGAAUUUUGGUGGGUUAAGAUAAUUUUUAGAUUGUAUGAUUUAAGUUAGCCUGUGAACUGCAGACGUUUUUCCGGUCGUCGCUUCUCUCCCUCCGAAAGGACCGGAAAUACGUCUGCAGUUCGCAGGCUAAAUUUAAGUGAGCAACGUAAUGCUUAAACCUAUAACGACAAAGGUCCGAAUAAUAAUAAUAAUUAUAUUAAUAAUUGUAGUAAUAAUAAUGAUAGUAAUGAUAAUAAUUCCGUUAUUUACCCUCGGCAGUAUUUACAACACUAAUGCUAGUGGGACCGAGCAAAUGCCUGAAACAAAUAAUUGAAAUUGAACUUAGCAGUGGUAAGGUUGUUCGAUACAGUGUUUCAGGGUCAAUACCUCCAAAGUUUGAGCACAAACUACGUCGCCAUAAACAAAGAUUUGGUAAAAUUGUUACCACAGUUUUAUUAGAUAAAGAUGAAAAUUUGUUCUGAUCAGGGUUGCAUUGACAUCGGAGUUGUCGGAGCAAAGAAAUGACGCCAUUACCUGUUUUACUUGAAGCAGUAUUGCUCGCGCCCCAGAGAGCUUGCUUGCAGGCUAAAUCAGUCUCAUUCAAUAAUUUCUAAUUCAACGAUUUGCAAACACAGUCCUCAUCACAGAAAGAGGGUGGUAAGCCUGUGCUGUCAAGAACAGAAAAAAAUAUCAUAUUUCCCCGAGUGGGGGGGGGGGGCACUUCCUUAUAAGAGGCUAGUGGGGAUGUGCCGCUGGAUGGGGUUGCAUUUUCACGAUUGGAUGGACUAUAAUGGGGUCGCAUUUUCAACAGAGUUACUAGAAUGGGGUCGCACAUGUUCGGAUUUUUUUGGGUAAGACAGUUCUUCAUAUUUACGGUUAGCAAACGUACCAGAAUGUUUGUACUGUAGAUGAAAAGUAAAGUGUUCUUCAUUCAAUUUAAAAAAUGCGCCAAUUCAUAAAAAUAGAAAGUGACUAGGUUGGGAUCGGAAAAUUACAUAUUUGCCCAAAAGUGACUAAGAUGGGGUCUAUAAUUGGCCACAGAAUAGACUAUAAUGGGGUAGGGGCUCUAAGAGGCCAGCGGCACAUACCCAGCAAAAAUUAACCCAAGUAGCCCCCCCGAGCUUGUUUCUCGUGAGGAUUAUCUCCCAUGCAUCGCGUUUCAUCUCCAGACUGACAUCGACGUUAAUGGGUUUCUUUGUAAUUUACUUUUAUCAUGUUUAUUGUUGAUAACUUCCUCAUUAGUUGUCGGAGGUUUAUAUCUAUUUUAACAAACACGAAACGUAGUUUAGCGCUGUUAGACUCGGUAAAAAAUAGACGUUCCUAUUUAGAAAUCUCUCAUUCUUGUAUUUAUCGUUUUGGAUUUAUAUUCGCCAAGAAAAUUCUCGGCCUUGUUUAUUAAGUUUAAAGAAACUUGCUAAACCCUAAUUUAUUUUACAUUUUCUUUAUGGAUUAUUGAUGUGUUUUUGAAGUCUUUUUAAUCAUCACGUUUUUCUUGAAAAUCUUUGCAACAGGGCAGACUUUUUUCUCCGUUUUUGUUGAAAAAUCGAUUUGUCACCAAGUUUGUUAUUUUCAAGUAAUCUUCGCUAUAAAGCUGAGAAUGAUUAAAGGGUGCAAAGGCCGUGUUUUUUUUAGUAGUGGCUUAAGUUACCUGAUAAACACUUCAGAAUCUUCUUUAAUCUGCAUUUGAUUUUCAGUUAUUAACACUUAAGAGUACUGAGAAAAGGAAACCUAAACAGAACAGGAUAAAGAAAAUAAAACUUUUAGUAUUUAUUAAAUGUUGUUUAUAUGCAUUACAAUUUGAUGUUUUAAAUAUUUUACAGCAACGGUUUUAUUAAAAUUGUGGUAGAUUCACUUAUCGCUAUUUUUUCAAAAGUUGACAAAGUCUUAGCGUUUGAUGUCUCCUGACAAGUAAAUAAAAUGUACCCUAUGUUUUAUCACAGACUCUUCACACGUUUUUGUUUAUUUUUGCUGACGUUCAGAUUUCUUAAUAAUCGCAAAAAUUGGAAUUAUUGUUAUCGUAUUCUCUUGUGCUAUUGGUCGAAAACAAGCGCUGAAAGUGACAAAUGUGUAAAAGGCCAUGCAGAUGUUCUAAAAGUUAAAAGGAUCUGAAGAAGUUGCACUUAAGAAAGCAGUCAAAAAUAGGGUACAAUACCAUGGGGAACGUUGUAAUAGAGGGCAAUUCAUAGCACUGUGGAAUACCACGUUUUAAAAUCGUAUAUAAUCGACUCUCUAGGACCCACAAACUAUUUUAUCACGCAUUACACGAAAAAACCUAAAAUUUUUAGUGAUAUGAGCUGUUCUUUUAGUUUCUGAACGGUGAUUUUGCAGUAUUUCGUAUCCGUGGUGUAGUUAACGUGCAAAUCUGUCACCGAACCACCAUGGUGCAGCAAUGGCUAAAAUCAUUCUCCCGUUACCAAUCUGGAUUUAUCCUUUAGAAUUGCCUCUUGGUCCCAUUGUUUUUAUCAGAAAGUGUUUUUGUGACGGGUUUAUGGAUGAUUGAGACCAUUGGCCGUUGACCUUACUUGAUCCAUCUUACUUGGAGUAGUCUCAAAAGUUAAUGACCUAAGGCAGGCUUGACCUUCGUUCAUGUAAUUUACUUUUUAUUGCAUCAAGGCUUAAUGCCAAGUCUGAUACUUUAGUUUCAUGGCAUCGAGAACUUGGUGCCACAGCUGUUGAUGCUUUCAGUUUUACCUGGGCUAAUUUCAAUUGUUACGCUUUUCCUCAGUUUUAGUCAGCUGUCUCGACUUUUGGCCAAAGAAAAAGGUAACCAAAACGUGUCCUAAGCCGUCUUCGCCAUCUCUGUACGUUUUAUUUGCAGUCACUCGUAAGAAAAGCACUGAUGUUAUAAAGACUCCUUCUACUCACUGCGCCGUCUUAUUAACGCCUGUUGGUUCGGAUAUCAAUCACGGAAUAAAAAUAAAACAGCGCUGUCACCUAUUAGGCAGCAGAAUGAAGUGAAAUGCCCAUAGUAACUUAGUAGAUGUCAUGGAUGGAGUCUUUCCUUCAAAAGAACCCUUUUCAAAUAAUGAAUAUCUGAUUUUGGGUACAAACUUGAGUCGAUGUAGAUUUUCUUGCCGUUGGCAAACUAACAAAAACAACUUUUCCAAUGGCUUAUGAAGCCAAAGAAGGACGUCUUACCUUCUCGUUUUAUGUGAUAAAAAGGUUCACGCAAAUAUUUGUAAAAGUUAAUUAAAAAAUGAAAAAUAAAAGGGUGUUGGAAUCUUAUUAUAAUCUUUUUUACUAUCAGUUAUCAUCUUCGGCCGGACUUACUCUUCUCCGAAGCUACCCCUCUUCUAUGAAGGGUGUUUUGAAUUUUGUUAUCAACGAUGCAAUCGAUAAUCAGUUCUGUUAAAGCUCUUUGGAAAGCUAAACUCCGGUGGUGAACAGGUUUCCAAAACGUUAGUUGUGCUUAAUUAUUGACUUAAACCUACUCUAUCAUGUCAAAAAAUAGAUUUUCUUUCCGAAAAAUACACAUUUUUUAAAGACAUGUCCUUUUAAUACUAACAAAAUGAGACAUGCUAUAAUUCUACGAAAAGAAAAUGGGUCCUGCUUAAGUCGAAUCGGCGUACAAUAUUGCUUGUAAUCAAACUGAUAAAAUACAAUUUAAUUUCCUUUUAGUGAUGUUGGAGAGAUUGUCGACCCUUUAGUAUUUUACGGCACGAUUUUAAGUGGGUACCAAGGUCACACAUGUACAAGAUGAUUCUUAAGUUAAAUGGUAAAAGAGGGUCAAAAACGAGAUUCACCCUGUGCAGAUUCACCUGAUCGUGAUUCGGGAUCGGCACCUGAUCACAGUAGUAUCCAUAAUAAAGAGGUUAAGUUUAUAAGAAAUUACUCUCUAGAGCCGAGAUUUCGUGUCCGUUGUCCGUAUUAGAGAGAGUCGGUAUUAUGGAGGUUUUUUUAAAGAAAAUAUAUGAGAAUUUCUCGGGACAUUGGAAACUGUCCGUAAUAGAGAGGAGUCCGUAUUAGAGAGGUGUCCGUACUGAGAGGUUCGACUGUAUUCUUUUCUAGUACUAAUUAUCACGUGAAAGGUUUAAAUCCGGGAGUCAUUUCAAAAGUAGGUUGAGUUUCAUCGUCCGAGUAAACGUAGUCCUGAAUAGAACUGUUGUUGUUGACAUUGACUAAUGUUUCGACAAACUGUGUGGUCAUCUUCAGAGUCAAGGUAAGUUGUAUCCCGUCAGUUGAUGGUAUUAUACUCUGGUUAUAGAGCAAAACUCUGCUGGUAAAAAGGUUACUUUCCAAAAUGUUAGUUUUCUAAUUCAUUGACUUCAAAAUACUCGGUCAUUUCAAAAAAAAAAAUUCUUUCAACAGAAAACCGUUUUAAAAGGCAUCAUUUUUUGACAUUUUCAAACUGCGACAUGCUAUAAUUCGUCGCUAGUACUCUCUAGGGUGGAUCCCGAUUUAGUUAAAGCGGCGUACAAUGUUGCUUGUCCUCAACUUAACGGAAACACUUUAAUAACUUUUUGCUGCGCUAAUGAUGUUGGACAGAGUGUGGACCCGUUUACCACGGCUUUCAGCGGAUACCUAGGUCACGCAUGUAAAAGAUAACUGUUAAUUUAUAGCAACAAAUACGAGCUAAAAAAUAAAGUUCUAAAGAACAAUACAAUGAAUGCUAACCUGAGAAUAGUAUGAUGAAUGGUAAAAGAGGGUCAAAAAUGUGACUCUACGUACCGCGCCACGAAAAGCCUUUCCCCUUAAUAAAAAAGGAGUUUUAAAGGAAAUUGAUCUUUCACAGUUUAGCCUAAAAAAUUGCUACAUUUGAAUGUAAAUAAGGUCAGUUCUCGUCGAAAUAUGUUUUUUAUGAAAAUCGAGAAGAUAGCUUUGUAAGCAGCUCGAACGUUUAAAUCGUUGUUGUCAAAGGAAGCAAAACGUUCAACAGACAGUCACUAUUCUUUUCUACCACCGAGUAUCAUGUUCGGGCCUUAUUCUUUCCCGAAGCCACCCUUCUUGGUGUAUAAAGUUUUCAUUUAAAUUUGCUCCAAACUUACAGAAAGGUAAACAUCGGUGGUGAUUAGGAGUCGAAAUCGUUAGUUUUUCUUUUUGUCGGUAGAUUUCUUUUCACAGUUUCCAAUCCUGGAAAGAAUGUCCACACACCCACGUCACCGUUAUAUAUGCGGAUAAAAAGUACACGCAUCAAAGCAAGUUCAACUUCUUUUACCUUCUAAUAACAAAUAAACUAAGAUAUGGAUUGAUUUACACAGAAUAAUUCAAUGAAUGGUGAAGGAGGAUCAUAAACGAGGUUCUACUAACCAUGUCCAUUGAAAAGCCUUUUCCGUUAUUAGUAACAAAUUUAAAUGGGUUAUUUUAAAAGAUUUCGCUAAGAAUUCACCAAACGUAUACAAAAGAGAAAUGCUUCUCCCAACACGGUUUUUCAGAAAAUGGAGGAGUUCAGACGUUUGACUCGUUGAAACGGUUAAAGUAGAAUAGAAAAACAGCAUUCAACCGACUGUUCUAUUUUACCACUAGUUAUCAUCUUAGACCGCUCGUAUUCUUCUCCGAAGGAAACCGUCUUUGUGAGUUAAGAAUUUUUAAUGUUUAUUCUCAACCAUGCAAUCAACAGUCUUUCUAUCAAAGAUAACAGAAAGCUAAAACCUGGUGGUGAAUAGGUUACUUUCAAGCUGUUAAUUUUCUUAAUCAUUGACUUCAAAAACUCGGUCAUGUCGAAAAAAAGAAAUUCUUUCCAGAGAACACCAUUUUUAAAGGCAUCAUUUUUUGAUACUUUCAAACUGCGACAUGCUAUAAUUCGUCGCUAGUACUCUCUAGGUUGGAUCCCGCUUUAGUGCGGCGUGCAAUAUUGCUGUCCUUAAUAACUUAACGGAGACACUUUGAUUUCCCUUUAUGCUGUGCUAUUGAUGUUGGUAAGAGUGUGGACCCGUUUACCACGGUUUUCAGCUGAUGCCAAGGUCACGCAAGCACAAGAUAUCUCUCUUCCGUUACAGCAACAAAUAAGCUCACAAGUAAAGUUCUAACGAAUAAUUUGAUGAAUGGUAAAAACUUAAGAAUAAUUUGAUGAAUGGUAAGAGAAGGUCCGAAAGGUGACUCUACGUACCGCGCGCCACGAAAAGCCUUUCCCAUUAAUUAAAAAGGAGUUUUAAAGGAAAUUGAUCUUUUACAGUUUAGCCUAAAAAAUUGCUACAUUUGAAUGCCUGAAUAAGGUCAAUUGUCAUGGAAAUAUGUUUUUUAAGAAAACCGACAAGAUAGCUUUGUAAGCUCGAAAGUUUAACUAGUUGUUGUCAAAGGAAGCACAACGUUCAACAGACAGUCACUAUUCUUUUCUACCACCUAGUAUCAUCUUCGGGCCUUAUUCUUUCCCGAAGCCGCCCUUCUUGGUGUAUUAAGUUUUCAUUUAAAUUUACUUCAAGCUUACAGAAGGGUAAACAUCGGUGGUGAUUAGGUGUCGAAAUCGUUAGUUUUUCUUUUUAUCAGUAGAUUUCUUUUUCAGUUUCCAAUCCUGGAAAGAAUGUCCACAAACCGACGUCACCGUUAUAUUUGCGGAUAAAAAGUACACGCAUCAAAGCAAGUUCAACUUCUUUUACCUUCUAAUAAAAGAUAAACUAAGAUAUGGAUUGAUUCACACAGAAUAAUUCAAUGAAAGGUGAAGGAGGAUCAUAAACGAGGUUCUGCUAACCACGUCCAUUAAGAAGCCUUUUCCGCUAUUAGUAACAAAUUUAAAUGGGUUCUUUUCAAAGAUUUUGCUAAGAAUUCACCAAACGUAUACGAGAGAGAAAUGCUUCUCCCAACACGGUUUUUCAGAAAAUGGAGGAGUUCAGACGUUUGACUCGUUGAAACGGUUUGAGUAGAAUAGAAAAACAGCAUUUAGCCGAAUUUUCCAUUUUACUUCUAGUUAUCAUCUUUGACCGUUCGUAUUCUUCUCUGAAGGAAACCGUCUUUGUGUAUCAAGAAUUUUUGUAUAUUCUCAACCAUGCAAUCAACAGUCUUUCUGUUAAAGAUUACAGAAAACUAAAAACUGGUGGUGAAUAGGUUACUUUCCCAACUGUUAAUUUUCUUAAUCAUUGACUUCAAAAUACUCGGUCAUGUCGAAAAAAAAAUUUUUUUUCCAGAGAACACCAUUUUUAAAGGCAUCAUUUUUUGAUACUUUCAAACUGCGACAUGCUAUAAUUCGUCGCUAGUACUCUCUAGGUUGGAUCCCGCUUUAGUCAAAGCGGCGUGCAAUAUUGCUGUCCUUAACUUAAUGGAGACACUUUGAUUUCCCUUUAUGCCGUGCUAUUGAUGUUGAAAAGAGUGUGGACCCGUUUACCACGGUUUUCAGCUGAUGCCAAGGUCACGCAAGCACAAGAUAUCUCUUUUCCGUUAUAGCAACAAAUAAGCUCAAAAGUAAAGUUCUAAAGAAUAAUACAAUGAAUGGUAAAAACUUAAGAAUAAUUUGAUGAAUGGUAAGAGAAGGUCGAAAAGGUGACUCUACGUACCGCGCGCCACGAAAAGCCUUUCCCAUUGAUUAAAAAUAAGUUUUAAAGGAAAUUGAUCUUUUACAGUUUAGCCUAUAAUAAAAAAUUACUACAUUUCAAUGCCUGAAUAAGGUCAAUUCUCGUUGAAAUAUGUUUUUUAUGAAAAUCGACAAGAUAGCUUUGUAAGCAGCUCGAACGUUUAAAUCGUUGUUGUCAAAGGAAACACAACGUUCAACAGACAGUCACUAUUAUUUUCUACCACCGAGUGUCUUCUUUGGGCCUUAUUCUUUCCCGAAGCCGCCCUUCUUGGUGUAUGAAGUUUUCAUUUAAAUUUACUUUAAGCUUACAGAAAGGUAAACAUCGAUCGGUGGUGAUUAGGUGUCGAAAUCGUUAGUUUUUCUUUUUAUCAGUAGAUUUUUUUUCAUAUAGUUUCCAAUCCUGGAAAGAAUGUCCACACUCCCACGUCAACGUUAUAUGCGGAUAAAAGGUGCACGCAUCAAAGCAAGUUCAACUUCUUUUACCUUCUAAUAACAAAUAAACUAAGAUAUGGAUUGAUUUACACAGAAUAAUUCAUGCAAUGAAUGGUGAAGGAGGAUCAUAAACGAGGUUCUACUAACCACGUCCAUUGAAAAGUCUUUUCCGUUAUUAGUAACAAAUUUAAAUGGCUUCUUUUCAAAGAUUUCGGUUAGAAUUGACCAAACGUAUACAAAAGAGAAAUGCUUCUUGCAACAUGGUUUUUCAGAAAAUGGGGGAGUUCAGACGUUUGACUCGUUGAAACAGUUUGAGUAGAACAGAAAAACUGCAUUCAACCGACCGUUCUAUUUUACCACUAGUUAUCAUCUUUGACCGUUCGUAUUCUUCUCCGAAGGAAACCGUCUUUGUGUAUUAAGAAUUUUUAAUGUUUAUUCUCAACCAUGCAAUCAACAGUCUUUCUGUUAAAGAUAACAGAAAGCUAAAAACUGGUGGUAAAUAGGUUACUUUCCAAAAUCUUAAUAUUCUUAAUCAUUGACUUCAAAAUAUUCGGUCAUGUCGAAAAAAGAAAUUCUUUCCAGAGAACAUCAUUUUUAAAGGCAUCAUUUUUUGAUACUUUGAAACUGCGACAUGCUAUAAUUCGUCGCUAGUAUUCUCUAGGUUGGAUCCCGCUUUAGUCAAAGCGGCGUACAAUAUUGCUUGUCCUUAUGCUGUGCUAUGGAUGUUGGAAAGAGUUUGGACCCGUUUACCACGGUUUUCAGCUAAUGCCGAGGCCACGCAAGCACAAGAUAUCUCUUUUCCGUUAUAGCAACAAAUAAGCUCAAAAGUAAAGUUCUAAAGAAUAAUACAAUGAAUGGUAAAAACUUAAGAAUAAUUUGAUGAAUGGUAAGAGAAGGUCGAAAAGGUGACUCUACGUACCGCGCGCCACGAAAAGCCUUUCCCAUUAAUUAAAAAUAAGUUUUAAAGGAAAUUGAUCUUUUACAGUUUAGCCUAUAAUAAAAAAUUAGUACAUUUCAAUGCCUGAAUAAGGUCAAUUCUCGUUGAAAUAUGUUUUUUAUGAAAAUCGACAAGAUAGCUUUGUAAGCAGCUCGAACGUUUGACUCGUUGUUGUCAGAGGAAGCACAGCGGUCAAGAGACUAUUCUUUUCUACCACCAAUAAUUAUCUUCGGGCCUUAUUUUUUUUUGAAGCCACCCUUCUUGGUGUAUGAAGGUUUUACUUAAAUUUAUUUUAAGCAUACGGAAAGAAAAACACCGGCGGUUAUUAGGCGUCUAAAUCGAUCAUUCUUUUCAUAGUUUCUUAUUCUGGAAAGAAUGUCGACACUCCUACCGUCACCGUUAUGUACUGAUAAAAAAAUACGUACAACAAAGCAAGUUCAAGAUUAGUUGACCUUGUCACAACAAAUAAACUGAAACAUGGAUUGCCUUACACAGAAUAAUUCAAUGAAUGGUGAAAGAGGAUCACAAACGAUGUUCUACUAACCACGUCCGUUGAAAAGCCUUUCCCUAUAGUAACAAAUUAAAUGGGUUAUUUUCAAAGAUUUCGUUAAGAAUUCACCAAACGUAUAAAAAGAGAAAAAGCUACUCGAAACACGGUUUUUAAGAAAAUUUAGAAGAUGUCUUUGUAAGGAGCUCAGACGUUUGACUUGUUGAAACAGUUUGACUAGAAGAACUGACUGCAUGUUCUAAAUUUUUACCACUAGUUAUCAUCUUGGACCGGUCGUAUUCUUCUCGGAAUUGAAGCAAACCGUCUUGGUGUAUUAAGGGUUUUUAAUUUUUUUUCUCAUCCAUGCAAUCAACAGUCUUUCUGUUAAAGAUUACAGAAAGCUAAACUCUGUUGGUGAAUAAGUUAUACUUCCCAAAAUGUUAGUUUUCUUAAUCAUUGACUUCAAAAUACUCGGUCAUGUCUAAAAAAAAUUUCUUUUAAGAGAACACCAUUUUUAAAGGCAUCAUUUUUUGAUACUUUCAAACUGCGACGUGCUAUAAUUGGUCGCUAGUAUUCUCUAGGUUGGGUUCAGCUUUAGUCAAAGCGGCGUACAAUAUUGCUUGUCCAUAACUUAACGGAGACACUUUGAUUUCCCUUUAUGCUGUGCUAUUGAUGUUGGAAAGAGUGUGGACCCUUUUACCACAGUUUUGAGCGGAUACCAAGGUCACGCAUGUACAAGAUAACUCUUACGUUAUGGCAACAAAUAAGCUAAAAAAUAAAGUUCUAAAGAAUAAAACAAUGAAUGGUAAAAGCUUAAGAAUAAUAUGAUGAAUGGUAAAGGAGGGUCAAAAAGGAGACUCUACUUACCACGCGCAACGAAAAGCCUUUCCAUCAAUAAGAAAGGAGUGUAGAAAGUUGGUCUUUCACGGUUUAGCCUAAGAAUUUGCUACAUUUGAAUGUGAAUAAGGUCCUUUCUGGUCGAAAUAUGGUUUUUAGGAAAAUCUAGAAGAUACCUUAAAAAGGAGCUCAAACGUUUGACUCGUUGUUGUCAGAAGGAGCAUAACGGUCAAGAGACUAUUGUUUUCUAUCGCCUUUUUCUUUUCUGAAGUCAUCUUUUUUGGUGUAUGAAGGUUUUAUUUAAAUUUAUUUCAAUACAGAAAGAAAAACACCGGUGGUGAUUAGGCGUCGAAAUCGUCCGUUUUGCUUUUCAUCGGUAGAUGUCUUUUUGUAGUUUCUUAUUCUGGAAAGAAUGUCGACACUCCCACGUCACCGUUAUAUACGGCUAAAAAAUUACACGCACCAAAGCAAGUUCGAGAAUAGUUGACCUUGUAACAACAAAUAAACUGACACAUGGAUUGCCUUACACAAAAUAAUUCAACGAAUGGUAAACGAGGAUCAUAAACGAUGUUCUACUGACCAUGUCCAUGGAAAAGUCUUUCCCGUUACGGGUUAUUUUGAUUCAAACGUAAAAAAAGAGAAAAGCUACUCGAAAUUCGGUUUUUUUAAAAAUGGAGAAAUGUCUUUGUAAGGAGCUCAGACGUUUUACUCGUUGAAACAGUUUGACUAGAAAAACAGCAUUCAAGUGACUGGUCUUUUUUUCUUGUUAUCAUCUUCAGCUGAUCGUCCGAAGCGACCCAUUUUGUCGUCAUGAAAGUUUUUUUUAAUCUUUUCUCAUCCAUGCAAUCGUUAGUCUUUUUAGUUAAAUCUUACUGGAAGCUGCAAUCCGGUGGUUGUGGGUUUUCAAAACGUUACUUUUCGUAAUCAUCGACUUUAAAAUACUCGAUCAUUGCGAAGAAAGAAAUUUCCUUUCAAGAGAACACCGUCUAUAAAAUUCGUGAACUUUUCUGAUACUUUCAAAGUGCCACAUUCUUUUCGAUGUUACUGCAGUGGCGGACCCAGUUUAAAAUAACAUUUUCUGCUUUUCGAGCCUCAUUCUGGUCUAAAAUAAUGGCCCAGGCCCCUUCCCUCGAUCCCCCACUGUACUUUCUAGGUUGGGUCCUGCGGUAUACAAUAUCACUUGUCGUAAAACUUAACGAAGACUUAAAUUUCCUUUUAUGCUGUGCUAUUUAUGUUGGAGAGAGUGUGAACCUUUUUACGUCACGGUUUUGAGUACAAGGUCACGCAUGUACAAGAUGAUUCUUAAGUCAUAACAACAAAUUAACUAAUAAUAAAGAAUAACAAUGAAUGGUAAAAAGAGGGUCAAUAACGAGAUUCUAGACAACACGCGCAAUGAAAAGCAUUUCCAAUAAAAAAAAAAGAGUUUAGGAAAUGUGUGUUACAAGGUUUACUGAGCCUAAGAACUCGCAACAUUUCAAUGUGAAUAAAAUCAAUAGAGACUGAAAAAUGGUUUUUAUAAAAAUAGAGAAAAGCCUUGUAACAAUUAGCUCUAAUGUUUGACUAGUUGUUGUCGAAGAGGAAGCACGACGUUCAACAGACUAUUCAUUUCUACCACCAAUUAUCAUCCUCGGGCCUUAUUCUUUUCUGAAGCCACCCUUCUUGGUGUAUGAAGGUUUUACUUAAAUUUAUUUUUAGCUUACAGAAAACUAAACACCGGUGGUGAAUAGGAUCCCACGUCACCGUUAUAUGGGGAUAAAAAAAACAUGCACCAAAGCAACAAAUAAACUGAAAUAUGAACUUUUAAAGAAUAAUAAUUACAAUGAAUAGUAAAAGAGAGUCAAAAACGAGAUUCUACAAACCACGCACAACGAAAAGCCUUUCCCAGUAUUAUGAGAGAGGUUAAUGAUAAUGAUUGUCAAUGAAGUUUUAUCUAAAAGUCCCCUGCUCUUAAAAAAUAGAAUAUAGUCGAAAAAUGGUUGCUUAGAAAAUAAAGAAGACGUCUCUGUAAGGAGCUUGGACGCGCGAGUAGUUGUUGUCUAAGGAGAAACGACGUUCAAAAGUUUUUUUUUUUAAUACAAAUGAAUACACCAUUUUUUAAAAAAAAAAACGAUUGAUAUUUAUUUUUCUUAAUGAUCUUCUUUCAUUAAUCACUUUUCGUCUCCCUGCAACAAGAACAACAACAAAUCCGUUAUCAACUUCUCUGCUGUAUGAUAUAGUUUAAAAGGAGUUUUAGUGAUCGAAGUAUUUAAGUACAUUGUGGAACCUCGAUUUGGAAAUGUGUUAGUUAAGUGGAGGGUUCGCUAUAUCGAACACCUCUAUAUAACGAAUGCUUGGGAAAUGUUACAUCGUUAAGCGGAGAUGAGGUUAUACGGUGUGUAUGACUGUGUAUAUAAACACUUGGAUAGUUUGCCAGACACAAGUUCACAGAUCUUUGAUCUCUUCAUCUCUUUGGCAUGUUCUAGCCAUUUCUAAUACGUUAUCCCCUGAAGAACAUCGGUGAGCAAUUAUUGAUCAAACCUUUUAAUUUCUAAGGCUUAAUUUCAGGCAAAUAAAAUGAACUGUUUGUAAAACUUUAACUUCUAAUAAUUAAAUCUUUUGUAAUGGUUUUAAAAAAAAUAUUCUCAAAACAGAGAACGCUUUCAGAUCAUAGCUGUGUAAAUCGAACUGAAACAGUGCAUGGAACCUUUCGUUUCCUGUUUUUACUCUCACCUUCUGUAUAGAAUAUGUGUGAAAAUCUUUGAUCAGGAAUUGGUAUAUUUCAAAGAGCUACACAAUGACCAAGAAUACUAUUGACCGACAGUAUACAGAGGGGGUGGAGCUGUAUUGUCAACUAUUACUAGAAAAGAUUUCUUAUUUGAGGGAGGUGGUUAACAGAGGGAUGGCUUUUAUUCGAGGAAAUAAAAUAUUUUGUAUCAUCUUACAAUAGAACUUUGAUUUCCACUUUAAGGUCAAAUCCACAGAGCUAAACUUCCCAGGUUUCCAUAUUUGUAUAUAAAUGUAUGGUUCAGCUACAUGUAAGAAAGACUUGCCAAAAAACUUAUGAAUUACUCAACUUGUUCAGAUCUUAAGUGACAUUUAUAUAACCUCAAGUAUUUGUUAUUUUUGCAUUCCCUAAUACACCUUGUCUGUCUGCCCCCUCCCAAUAUUGUUGCAUAAACUUUGCUUUCAGUAUCUCUCGCGGAAUGCAAAAUGGUGAAUACUGCUCUUCAACAGAUAUCUUUCCAUCAUAAUGAACAAUUCUCUUCAUCGAAUUCUCAUUAACGUAUUGUCUUAAAAGUUAAAUGACUAGAACGCCCAAGAGCAAUGUGAUCAAACAUUUUAAAUUAAAAGUAAUAGAGAAAUAGUGAAGAAUAAUUCUUCACUAUUAUUACAACUUCUAAUCAAAUCUUUGCUUACAUUUUAGAAUAAAACAUUCUCGAAACUGAGAAUUGUUUGAUCUGAGCUGCUUUAAAAUCGAACUGAAUCACUGCAUGAAACUUUUUGUUUUGUGUUCUUAUCUAUGUAUGCAAUAUGUGUGAAAAUAUCCAGUAUGAAUCUAUGUUUUUUAAAGAGCUACACAAACAAGAAGACUAUUGACCGACCAUGGUACAUACAGAGUGGGGGCAGCUGUAGUGCCAACUAUUGAUAGAUAAAGUAUAAAGGAGUGCUGCCAUAUAUUUAUUUGUUAUGGUCUACAGUUCAAGGUUGCUUUUUGAUUUCCAUAAACGGAAAUCGGCUCAUCCUCGGUGUAAGAACCUGUUAAACUCACAAGUGACAUAAAACGGAGAAAACAAAGAAGUAAAAGCAAUAAAACGCAGAAAAACAAAAGGUGCGAAACAAAGAAAAAGUUCACAGGUUCUUACACCCAGGUAAACCCUGGAAAUCGACAGAUUAGACGCCUUACACUACUACAUGAAAAUGACUGCAAUUUGAUUGGCUUAGAGCAGUGGUAUUUCAGCUUAAUUUGAAAUACCUACAUGUGAAAAUUACAACCCUUUUGCAGGUAGAAGUAUAAACAAAUAAUAGCAUGAUUUGUACGUGAUAUUUGGCAUAAAUACCACUCGUGAUAUUUCAAAAUUGUCUCAAAUUUGAAAUUACGUAUAACAAUUUCGAAAUACGACUCGUGGUAUUUAUGCCAAAUAUCACUACAAAUCAUGGUAGUACAAAAACAAAGCCCUUCAUGUCAUAUGUCGUGGUAGCUUGCCCUCGAUCAUGGAAAAAAGAACAUGUUCCCUUUUUAACGAUGAUCAACUCAGUAGUAUAAUAAAUAUGUUAGCUCCCUCGUGAAUUAAACGCUUGUUUCAUUCCAGAAAAUCUGAGGAAAUAUUAAAAAGUUGAACUAGAAAUCAUAUGAGCUUACCCCUAAUAGGUGAAAAGGUGAAAAGCGGUUCCAUAACAGAAAACAAACAGAAAGACCUUACCAAAUCUUCAUCCACUUUGCUGUUUGAUGGAGAAGCACCUUCUUUGCUCUUUUUUUAUUUUUCUCUCCCCGUUAUCUCUAAAAUCUCUCUUUGCGGGAGAACGUUUUGGCAUGGUACAACAGCACCUACAACGCGACGGUUGACAACUGACAAGCGAUCGACCAAGCGAGCUGCAAACAACCCAGCAAGUACGUCAUGUAAGAUCAACUAUUGACCAAUAAAAACGCGGGCUCUAGUAUUGGAGGGUCAUUUUUUGGCCCUCUAUUACAAUCUUCCCCAUGGUAAAGUACCCCCUUUUUGAACGCUUUUAUAGCUCAAAGAAGUUGGAGCCAUCAAGUUUAACUGCGCAGUUCAAAGUUCUGAAUUUGCCAAUGGCCAUCUGGUUUUGGAUUCUAGGCUGGGUUCUUUCCAUUCUGACGAUAACUGGAAAUGGAUUUAUUAUUUUCCUCGUGAGCAGCGAUCGACAACUCCGCACUAAAACCAACGCGUUAAUUGUUUCUCUUGCAUUGGCGGAUUUUUUGGUUGGAGCAACCGUUGUUCCAUUCCUGUUCCUCUGUAUGAUCAUCCUCAAAAAUGGCUGCAUUUGGCCGCGAGAAUGGCCGUCGUGGGUUUAUCUGAUGAGGUGGCUUUUCAGUUAUGCGUCCAUGAUGAACUUGUGCAGUUUGGUGCUUGAUCGCUAUAUUGCCGUCGUUAAACCGCUCAAAUAUGGAACACUUAUGACUUGUCGCCGCGUCAUUCGAGUAAUUUUCUUUUCUUGGGCAAUCCCUGUCGGUUUUGUGACAACUUCACUUUUUUUCGCUUUUUAUGCCACACUAGAUUCAAUAAUUAUUUUUAUAUGCAUAUGCACAAUGUUUUUCGAGAUAGCUUCACUCUGUAUGUUAGUAUUCUUCUUCGCGUCCAUGGUACAUGUGGUGUACAAACACGAUCGACUAGCUGCCAGUUAUGCGAAACAAUUAAGUUUCAACCAUCGGGUUUUGACGUUCAACUCACGCGACAAGUCUGCAGUGACAAUGAUGUCGAUUGUUGUGGGAAUAUUUGUGAUCUGCUACGGAAUAUAUCUUCGCUGUGGUUUUAUAUAUAUUUUUACUCAGAAAUCGUGUGAUGAUUUCCAAUAUAAAACGCUUGUUUUAGUAUUAAACUCCGGCAUCAACCCUUUGGCCUACGCUUUUUUCAAGAGAGACUUGAAGAAGAAGAUUAAGAGACUUCUUUGCCGGAGAGAGAGAAAAUAAAUCAUUCAUGGAUUUGUUGCUGUAGAGUUGAACCCAAGAAAAGAGAAGAAAACAAAAGGUAGAAAGCUUUAAUAUAACCAUUUUGUAUACAUUUUUCAACGACGCUACAGUUGGAACAAUCUCUAUGCCAGUCACCAACUGUCAAUGAGACUAAUGUAAAAAGUGCAAAAUGAUUAUCGUUUACAUUGAAGACUUGUCUGUGAUGAGGCGGCUGCAGACCGUUCUAGAUAUUUUGUCUUACACCGAGAGUAGUUACAUAGCCGUACAGAGGUUUUUCCGUCUCCGUGUCUCGCCCUUGAUAAAGCUGGAUAUCACGAAACCAAAUUAUAUGGUUCUUUCAUUGUUUAAAGAAAGUUUCAUAUAGCCGCUAAGAUGUACGGACUUUGUUUCGCACAAAUUUACCUUUUGAACUAUUUCGAAACCCUAGCCUAUAACCGUAACUGUGUGGCUCUAGCUAUUUCUUUAUUACAAAUGCGAUAAAAUUACACCAAUUAGUAUCGUUAAUAAUGUUUGCGAGCUUUCCCCGCAUCGGUGGCCUUUAAGCGAAAAAGGAUCUAUUAAUAAAACUUCCAGGACGGUUAAUUAUUUGUUAAAUAUAUGUGAAAUGUGUUAAAUAUGGGGGAAAUUGUGAACUUAAUUUCCUUAAAAAGUGUUUUACUAACAUGUAGAUUAUUCAAGUACAUUAAACGUUGUCAUGGCAUGCGGCGAUAUAACCAGAUAUGACGUUAUUGAUGAAAGCUUUUUCAAAAUUAUUUGUCUAUUUUACUUCGAAUUUCACUUUUAAGCCGAUUUUGGCUAAACUACAUACACGUUACUGAAAGCUAAAGGUUUUAUCAAUAUUUAACGAGCGAACUGUUUAUUCAGAGCACUUUUUCAAAUCAUUAUAUUGCAUGUGAAUUAUGUUUAACCAUGGCAAAUCCCCCCCAGUGUCAUAAAAUGUAAUAAACCUUGCAACUGACACUAAAAAAACAACGAAGUCGGGAAGUCGUUAAUUUUUUUGGAUAGUUUCUCUUUAAUUGUUUGCUUUGUGGACCACUUCGUCGAUCUGUGCAGAUUUUGAAAGGAUAAAAAAUGGCGGAAGGCUCUUUUUUAAUAAUCCUUUCUGAUAGCAAGGAAAGGAGAAUCAAGUUUGCGUCAUAUUCAGAGAAACUCGGCUAAUUUGUUUUUCGCCUCCUUUAUUUCCCCAAACCAACUAAAUGAUGUUCGUAAUUUAGUAUUACAAGACAAGUCUUGGUAUGAGAAAAUUUGCUUUAAUAAUAUGUCCUAUUUCUUCAAUAAGUAAGAGUAAAGCUCGUCAGAGACAAAACAAAACAAAAAAUAAACAAACAAGAAGUUUUCCACCUUUCUACAAGUUUAGUGUCCUUCUCAUAGAUUGCUUGAAGAUUAAGUAUGACAUUCAUGGCUCCCGAAAUAGAAUAGUGAAUCCCGUGUUUACUUUGUUAAAGCCCUCAAAGGGAACAACUACGAGUACGAGAUUCGAUUUACAGUUUUCUCGAAUAUUGUCAAGAAAUAGACACCCCGGAAUUCUUCGUUGUCCUUUUUUUCACCAGAAAAAAGGUUGAGACCUUUACCGAUUGCAAAAUGCUAAAACUUUUUUUUGAUAACUUGUUCCCGCCACUACGACAUUAGAGAGCUUUAGAUCCCUUGAGAACGAGUACUUGUAGGAGAUUUAACUUCAAGUUUUUGCUCGUGUUCUCAAAAAAAAAAAAAAAGACAUCCCGGAAAGCUUCAUUUUACUUUUUUUCACCUACAAAGAUAGUACGGUUAUUUAUACCGAGAGGAGGUUAAGCCCUCUCCCGAUAGUAAAAUGACAAAACUUCUUAAAUUUGAUAACUUGUUCCCGCCUCUAUGACAUUCUCGUUAAAACUCGUAGUAGAGUGACGACGGCUAUCACGUUUUCCCGCCAAAAUGACGCUGGUACUCGUCUCAGAAUCUAAGGGCGCUUUCCAUUUACGAAAAAAACUCGGAAAUUUCGGUGGUAGCAAAAGUGGAAUUUCCGGUUGGUAAAAAGUUGUUCCAUUUGGUCGUAAGCCCCGGUACGUGGCGCGGUGCCCGACCGUGGACCUGGAACUGGUACAAACUACGAGAAACGUAAAUGGAACACGACAUUCCGUUCGGAAAUUCCAACCGGGAAAACGGGACCACCUUUUUAGAUUUUCCACUUUUUCUGGGAAUUUUCCAGUGGGACGAACCGACGAAACGUGUUCCAUUUACCGCCGAACCGGAAAUUCCGGAAAUUUUGACUAAAUGGAAAGCGCCCUAAAGCUCUUUAUUCUCGUUAAAACUCGUAGUAGAAUGACGACGGCUACCACGUUUUCCCGCCGAAAUGACGCUGCUUCACGCGCGAGCACUACUUACUAUUCAGAAAAUGUCGUACUCGCAGUCGUUCUCGUCUUAAGGAAUCUAAGUCUCUCUAAUUAUAGUACGUUUAACAAAGUGCGGCAAAGGUUAACUCAGUGGGUACCAGUAACUAAAAACCUGACUAUAUUAUUGUGUUAACUACUUGUUCCCACAGUGAUGACCAGGACGAGUUGUAUCGGACAAGAAUGGCAAAGGUAGAACACCUAAACAUCUUGAUAAUUUGUUUACAGUGGAAGUGCACUUAGCUGCAUAUAGUUUGCAGGCACUCCACUCAAGUUAUCUAAUAAUGUUUUUGUGAAGUGUUAUGAGGCCUUAGGCCUCAACUGAUAACAAUUAUGGAGGCUUUGAUUAGUCCAGAUGUCACAAAAAACGAAUUUCGUAAUUGUUUCUAUUAUACAUUGUUUUCGACAAAAUAACGACGAACGCACCGUAUCACGGAACACAGUUUGAUAUUUCUCUUGGAAAUCAUGCUAAACCGCUUUGCACUGUGUAGUGUAGCAAGACUUGUCUUGGGCCCUGUCCACGCUGAUGUCUUCUCAAAAGUAUGCGUUUUCGUUGUCUUCGAAAACGCAUCGAUAGAUUCGCGUCCACACUACCGUUUUGAUGCGUUUUCGAAUGUCCACACUAAAACGUUCGAAAACGAUAGAAUUAAACGAUUUCACUUAUGCGCAUGCCCGAGUAUGCCCGGGUACAACCCACGUGGUAGAAAUGGCGUCAUCGUUUUUCAUUUUGAUGCGUUUUCGACAGUCCACGUUAAUACGAUAUGUCAGUAUGCGUUUUCGUUUUGAUCCACCUUCAAGAGCAUUUUCAAAUCGAUGCGUUUUCGAUGAAAACGCUCAGCGUAUUAGUGUGGUCGGAAAGCCUAAACGCAUCGAAAUGCAUGCGUUUUCAAAACGAAAACGCUCUUUUUUGGACAGGGUGUUAUUCUCUGUAUAAACGCUGUUUUUUUUUUCAGCUUGUGCUUGUGGCCAAUGAAUUAACACUGGACAAGUUGCUCACAGCGAAGUCAAAGUCCUCGUCCAGUCUCUCCCCUGCUAGUUCACCCCGAGGGUGAGUAUGUGUGUAUUUUAUGUUGUUUUUAUUCUUGCAAAAGAUUAAGCCUAGUUUUUGUGCGCUAUAUGUUGGAGAUCCCCAAAGUUGUGACAAGCAUUAUUUUAAUUUGCGAUGGGGAAGACUGAAACUAAUAAGUUAUAGGACUGGUACCAAGCCAAAACUAUAGCUAUGCCUGAACUUUCCCUCCCCCCUCCCCUUCAUUCAAAGCUGGGGUGUUUGUUGUUUCCUAUAGGUAGCCCGAACUGCGGCACAACAUUGCGUGGAGGGGAUAGGAGAGGAAAAGCUUUACUUUCCCCUCUGGAAGGCAGUAAAGUUUAGGGCGAAGUGUCUCAACUUAUUUUGUCGCCGAUUGUGUAUUGCUGUAAGCGAUCACAUUUAGGGAAUGUCCUACUGGACCUAAUCGUGUCGUACCAAAAUUAUCAAAUAACAAUGAAACAACAAGUGCUUGAUAAAACACGAAGCUCCUUUCGAGUGUUUUGUGUUUCCCAUAGAUUCUCAACAGAUUUUCUUUUUUUUUUUGCAGUGGUGGAUCAGUUGUGUCCCCUCUUCGAGGGAGUGGAUUUUCCAGUCAGUAUCUGGCCACUGAUAUCGAGUACCUUCACCGCAUUAGCUGUGAUCAGACUAUCCAUGGUGACUUCACAUUCGAAAUGGCUAUAAGAGGUGCUUGUUCCUAUUAUGGUGGUGUCCACUGAGUUGAUUGUUAUCUGAUUAACCAAUCAUAGCUCGAACCGAAUACAUGAACCUGUUGCCAAGCGCGGGAAAAACCGUGCGAUCUGUUCCCGGGAUCGGUAUUGUCUUCUCUUGAAUGGCUGGAAAAGUGGUGCCACAUUUUUUUAACCAACUACAAAGUGAAAAAAAUGCAAAAUUGCUCUUUUUGACACACUAUUGAAAACUGGUUUAUGUACAUGCUUUUGUGUUAGAAGGAGAAUGAUUUAACACCUGAAAAAAACUUUUACACGGCAUAGUACAUUAAAGGUGACUUAAACAAGAUGAGCAAUGGACUCGUAGAGUAAUGGAUUUGCUUACGUUUCUGUAGUGAAUUGGAUGAGAGCUAGACACCUGAUGUUACAGGGACAAAUGGAUUAUGCCAUGAUGUACUUGGACAGGGUAAGGCUCAGUAGAGACUUAGCGAUAUGUGAAUUGUGUCUGAGAUUUGGAGCUAUAUCUCGGCUCAAACACAACGUAAACUCAUCUCCGUCCUGUCUUUACAGACUUCAAAGUUCCUGACUCUAAAGGUGAAUUCCAUCCAGGGACCUACCACAGUCAAGCUAGUGAACUGUAAAGUUGAUAACCUUAUUACACUUGGUAUGUAAAGGUUUUAAAGUGUUAAGAGUUUCCUCUAUGUAAAAUUGAACCACUGGUAAACGAGUUACUCUCUAAGGGCGCCUCCCAUUUGUCAGAACUGGCUAGCCAGACCAGUCCAGUGGUCAGGGGAAUUCCAACAUUAAUCAGGACUAUCCAGAUUAUUUCUAAAUGGUGUAUGCAAGGCAGUGAUGGGUUUAAUAAGCCGGCCAGUUCUGACUUUGGGAAAGCGCCCAAAGAUAAAUACCGAUGGCAGUGUCCCUCUUAAGAAUAGCUAAUACCAACGUAAGAUGUUCUUCUCAUGGAGUGUCCGUUGACGGAGAGAGAGAUUAUGUAUGUUGAAGACUUGAAUGUUAGAUGCUUCAAAGGAAGCGGAAUUGAAAUGGUGAAUCCCACUACUUGAAGCCAUAGCUGGUUGAUUCUUGAGUUCAAGGUAUGGAGCUCGUUUAUGGUUCUGCUAGCUGUUCAGAUCCCUUCUGCAAUACAGCUGUAUGUAACCUUAAUAGGCUUUUUCAGGUGAUCGAUGUUCAUGUUACUUCUCUAUUCUGCUCAUCAAAAUUAAUUCAUCGUCGUCAAUUUAUAACGUGGUUUAGGAAUUCUUUAAGCGCUGAGGUGAAUUCAAAUUGUGUUUGUUGUGUUUCAGAUCAAGUUCAGAAAAAACUUGAAUCGCUGCAAAGAUGUCAGUCAUUAGAAGAGGUAAAUUAUUUUCAGUAACAAAGUUUUUAAUCCAUAAAACUCGUAGAGUUUGACGACGGAACUCAGUUCAGGCUAGUUAGUUUGUUAUCUGGUAACUAUUUGGACAAAAAGAGCUAAAACUAGGAACUCAACGUCAACGCUUUGUUUCGUUUCCACAACCUUUCGGUCCCGGGCAUGCACACAAAAGCUUCGUUAAUACGGGCAUCAAAAACGUGCAACUUUUUUUGUAACGUUGCUGCAAAACGAGUUGAAUAGCGAUGUUGCCCGUUUUACCACCCAUGUUCAAACCUGUCAACAACCCGAUUUGUUGCAAGACAGGUUUGAUGUGGGUGGUGAAACGCUCAACAUGGCUAUUCAACUCGUUUAGUAGCAAUGUUGCGAGAAAAUUUGCUUUUUUUGAUGCCCUCUUUACUGGACAUUAAGCAGGAAAUUAUAACAGUCUUGAUAGAUUUUAUUGCUUCACGUUCUUUUCGCUUCUCUUCUUCCCUGCACGUUUUCCUUCUCUAGGUUUUAACUAGGCAUUGUUCCAGUACGAUAGACAUUUUGUGACUUUUUUUUCGUGAUUUUUUUUUAGAAAAGGACUAUCAGUGGGAAGGGAGACGAAAUUUUCAUCGAGAGAAACGGUCGGACGUUUACGCAUAUGAAUAAGCUAUUGUGUCGUACUAUUCAAGCAUGUAUGCACCCUGAAAACGGCAUAAUACUAAAGAAAAAAAGGGCGUUUUGAGGCAAAAAAGAGACUAGCAUCGUUUCAAAGAUGCUGUUGUAUUCUGUUUAUCACUAACUUGUAUGUUUGUUCAGGUGCAUCGCCUUUAUGAGUCAGGUCACUAUGAAGAUGUGGUACAGCUCUUGAUGCCUACUCUCUAUCAGCCCCAACCAAAAACGAAGGUACGCUCCUACUCGAUAGAAUAUUUGCAGUAUGAUGCCUAAUGUGUUUUAAGGCGUAUUUUAUUUCACGUUAUGUUUGUCAACAAACCUUCUUAAUUUGCAAACCUCCAAUCAAUUAUCACAGUGACUCAAAUACUCUUACGCCCAUGAGCUAUACAUAUCUUUGAACAGAAUGCUCCUUGAUGUCCCAGGCCAUAGGUGGCUCGCCAAAAGAGCCAAAAACACAAUGUAUAGCUUUGAAAAAAUCAAAUGAACUUAACACUCUCGGCUAUCAGGGAAAGUCACUAGUUUUCAGUCUUGAGCCAAAUGUAAAUCAAUAGUUGAACAAUUGUUCCUUCAUUCCAAAUAUUAUCCCCAUCAAAGUGACCUCAAUUAUUUUGUUUUGUACAUUAUCUAACUAUGUUACAAGGUCAGCGAACUUGGCAUGUCAAUACCUGAAAGACCGGCUCAGUUGCUGUUACUACAGGACUCGCUCAUUAAACUCAAGGACUACGAGGUUUGUAAAGUUGUUCUCUUGUGAUGUUUUUGCCUGCUUCUCUCGUGUAAGCAAAUAACACAUAUUCAUAAAUUUAAGGUGAAAUGUUACUCUCUAGACUUCCUAAAAAUCUGUUUUGGGUGGGGCAUUGGUCAGGAAGUCUUCAAAGAAGUCGACUUGCGGGCAAGUGCAGUUACUAACCCAAAACAUAAAGCAAGUACAAUUCAAACGUUGUCGACUCUCCAUCCAAACUCAACGAAGUUCGUUGUGUUCCAAGGUGGGGGACCCAAGGUAGGUGAGGUAAUUCGCUCAGGUGGGGUAACCCGCCUGUUCAUAUAAUCUCUCAUUUUAAUUUGAUCACGUUUACAUGAUAGGUGGGGUGACCCGCCAAGGCGGAUAGCCCGGUCUAACAGACCGGGUUACCCUCUCAGCUGGGGUCAAACGGGUAACCCGCCUGGCCGGGGUCGUAUUCGUGAUACAUCAAAUUCGCGCAAAAUUCACUUUGGCGGUGGCUUUGCAUCAUCAUUAAAGUUAACAAUAGAAAGCCAUUGCACUAAAGGUUGCAGCAAGAGCAACAAGUGAGUGUAAAAGUGCAUUAAUCGCCAAAACUCGUGGUUUGCCAGUAUUUUUCUUGUUUACGUGCUUAGCGACCAUUCAAUAAUCUUGAGAAAGUGCACCCCGGGAUGGCGGGGUUGUAAGAUUGCAUGUAAAGGAGGGUUAUUUUUUUACCCCACCUAAGCAGGUUACCUCACCUACCUGGGGUCCCUCACCUCCCUGUAAACACGACCUAAACCUAUUGCAUUUUUGCCGUUCUCGUUGAGGUCGCCGUCGUUGUUGCUUCAGCUCCCUAUUAACAAAAUGAACUAGACAGCCGUGACACAGCCCCUUCAAGUAUCUGAGUCAAGCGUUUUCUUCACUUGUUUUCUCAGCAAUGUUUGACGUGUUCAGAGGUUGCUCUGAAUGAGGCAGUGUCACAAAUGAGUCCGUGCGAGGCCUGGUCCACAACUCUCUCUAGACUCUUUGCAUGCAUCGAUAGGUAAGUCAUAAAACCUUUCUGUACGUUUAAAGGUUUUAAUACGUCGUGGCUUUUGUUACGUAGAAGACAAUAGAUACCUUCCCAACAGCCUUGAUAUUUUUUAACCAUCUUUAAUGUAACUUUUUGUCAGGUUCCUGAUAUUUGUCAUCUCUUUUCUUUACCACGUGUUUUUCUCAUUAAAAACCAAGUAGGACUUGCGUAGCCAAUCCUGAAAGGACCGUAUUUUUUGUGAUUAAUGCGGUUAAGAACAAGACAGGUUAGGGUCAAACUUCAAUUGAAAGAGGCUUGGGCUCCUUUUGCAAAUUACAGACAGCCGUGAAUAAACAACUCUUGACUAUGUUUAACUAAACUCUAAACAAAAUAAACAUACGGCGUUUAUUACUUUCAAUGUACAGCGCAUUUAUCAUUUCUCUUUGAAAUGAAUAAAUCAAUAAAAUAUGGAAGAAUUGACGUGAAAUCUUUUUUUUUCCCUAGGAGUAUUUUGGAGUGUAAGGAUGUGUUGGAUAAGAUUUCUCAAGACAAACUCAACAGACUUACUCACAAUAUCGUCAAAGUGAGUAAUGCUUAAACUUUCAUCAAAAACAGGGACCAAUAAAGACUACUAGGAUAUAUGAAAUUGAAAAGAAAUAUAGAACAAAAUGAUAUCUUAAUGCAUGUACAAUUUUCAAGGUCUCUCUGUAGUAAGUACUGGCCAACAAUUUUCGACCUGUAAGAUUUCAGUUUUGUUAUAUUCUUAUGUAUAAAAUUUUAAUUUAUCAGGACCCCCAUUGGUAUCAGCUCUGCUGGAGGGGCAAAUCCUGUCUGAAUAUCGGUAAAUAAUAAUGAAAAAAAAAAUACUUAUAAUAAUGACGAUGAUUCUGCGCUCUUAGAAGCAAACGUGAUGGUUUUCAGUUCGUUCUUGAUCUUUUACGUGCGGAGAGAUUUAAUUCGUACUAUUCUUCAAAAAGGUCCUAGAAGCUUCCAUGAAUUCAUCUGAGAGCAGCUCUGAGCCGCCACUAGCAACUGCCAAACCCUGGGUUAUACUCUACCGGAUCAUUAAACAGUAAGUGUUCGUAAGUGUCGCUUCACAGACUGGAUUAUAUCAAAGGGCUUAGUAUUAACUACAAUCAUGGACAAAAGUCCGGGGAUAAAUCUGUAUUUGUGGGGCUUUUGUUAAAUCACACAUGCCCAACCUCUCCCAAGCUCCCAAACAACGUUGGACGCCUGUACCCAGGAUUUCCCCGGAGUUUCAAUAUUGCAUAGGGUUGGUGGGAAGGGAGGCGGGGGGGGAGAACUGCAAGGUAUUUUCCAAAAGAAGGCACCCCGAAAUUACAGAUAGUAAUUACGAAUAUCAUCACCGCUUGUGCAUCACCGUCCCAAGGAUUUUUUUCCCAGGAUUAUAAUUCCAAUGAAAUUAGAGUUUUUAAAGAGCCACGUGGCCACAGUUCACCAGAACGAAGUACGCCUGCGUACGGCUAAAACUAUACGGUACAGGAUAAUAAGGGGGGGGGGGGGGGUUUUAGUCUCCUUCGUCUCACAGCUAUAAAACAGUGUUGGACUGAUGUUCUGACCUUCUGAUUAAGACAUUAUCCGCAUUAUGAACAAGUGCAUAGCAGAAGGGUUGAUAUGACACAAGUCGAUUCCGUCCUCACUCUCUCUCAAAUACCAGGCAGUUUUAGAAUAUGAUAUUUAAGAGUUCUAGUGCAAACAUCCAUGAGUGUUUCAACUUAAGAAAAAGUAAGAAUCGAGCAAAACCUAGUAUUCAUUGAGAAGAGUAACUCGAGGUAUUUCUGCUCAGAAGUGUUUUCAUUUUCCUCCUUUUGAAGCCAGGAAAAGAAUGCUGAGUUAGAGGAUAAAACGACCAAGACCAGUGACCCGAUUGCACCGCCAUCCAUUGACUCUCCAGUGCCUGAACCCACGAGCAAUAAUAACGUAAACAGCAGUAGUGUUAUCAGUGACGUGCCUGUAAAGAACCUAUCACCAUCUCUAAAGUUUUUACGCACUGCGCAUGAACAUCUUGGCAGGUUAGUGGAAACCUCUUCUUCUUGCGCUCUGUUGAAACGGUAGGGAGCUUAAGCGUUCACGGCGGCCAGGGCAACGAGAACCUCAAACAAACAAACAAACAAACAAACAUACAAAUGGUAUGGUAAAAAACCUAUUACAAAACGUACAUGAAUAUACGUACACAUACGAACAUUCCCUUAGAAUAUAAGCCAAAAUUUAAUGGGUUAUGGCGUCUUUAGAAAACACCCAUCAUUAUCCAAGACUCAGGCCUGUAAAAACGUUGAGUUAAAUGUAUCUAAAAAUUGUGACGCGCUUUUCUACCUCAUGACCCCCUUCUAGCUUCUCUAUGGGUCCUUUGGACCCCAGUGUACGAAAUCGUGAUAAGAACACUGUUUUAUGUCUUAUUUGGAAGAAGGGUUCUAAGAAUGAAUUAGGCGUGCCUGCAUUGUUGACUGUGAAAACACUGUCUUCUUCAGGCGUGGUUGGUGUUGUAAUAACGAAGGAGCUUUCUUACUGCUUAAAGUAGAAGUUCUCACCAAGGAGCUUGCUAAACCAGUGGUCAACGCCCGAGAGGUUUGUCUUUUUUAGAAUUCUUGUGUUGUCUCUUACAUGUGUCAGUCGUCUUCAUAACGGGCGUGCCACGGGAGCGCUAGGUGGGGAACAAGGGAUGAUGGGAAGUCGUAAGAGUAGAAUAUGAAGUUUUUCUCUCGUGCUUUCUCUCUACCCAUCACACCUCGCGCUGGCGUGCCACGCGCAUUAGGGACCUUGAGAUCUGACAACGGCGACGAGAACGUAAAAAAAGCAAUAGGUUCGGUUAGCAAAACAACAACUUUGCACGUGCAUCACGCUUUUUGUUUGUACAUUUCUUUGCCGUCACUGCACGACUACGACAUGAAAAUGCGUAGUUUCACGUUCUAAGGAGGACGUAAACAAGCCACGACGAGGCUUUCUUUUUCCUUCUGAACUUAGAUAUGGUUCUUAGGGAUUCAAUUCCAGAAGAGUUCGCCUACAUUGCACAGAGUAAGUAGUUGGAAUAAUCGCAAUGAAGAUUAAAAGAACGCGAAAUCACUUUUAAAGCGACGUUUUCGCCUCCGUCGCCGUCCUCAGAUCUUAAGCUUCCUUUUAUGAAGACGGCUUGGGACGAGUCAUCUAUGGUAACAAUUGAGCACUGUAUCAUUUAGUAAGUGCGUUACUUUCAUGAAACGCUUUGUUACCAACGUCAGGAUUGGCAGGUUGUUACAGGCGUUCAAAAAAUGGGUGUGGGCAGAAGAAAAUUGUGACAAAAGCAAAUAACACUAACAGGCAGCUUCCCGUUAGAAAUAUUUUCCGUUUUGGUGCUGGCGUUUGUUUUACCCCACAGUGUUAGAACCUACAAAAGGCUAUAAACGUCCCGUAUAACUUGAGUUGUUCUUUCCUGUUAACCUGUAAAUGAUUCUGUAAAUACCGAUUGUGUAGGGAAGGUCAACCAACGAAUUCGUAUAAAUUCUUUUCAAUUGUAUUUAGAAAUGGAGAAAGGGAUAUUUAUUUCGAAAUAUUGAGGAAAUGGAGAAGUCAAAUUUGUUUUGUGAAAUGUUUUAUGUUUGAAUAAGCAAAGUCUUGUCCAUUUUUCUGUUUUUGUGAGGCAUAUUUGACGGCACUUGUAUGGUAUUCUCAUUUGUUUUGUUUACACCAGGAGCUUGUCCGAGACUUAGAACAGUGUUUCUUGUGUUUGUAUGGACAUCCAUCUAAGAAGGCCAAGGUAUGCGAAUAGUUCCGUCCUUUGUCAAUUGUUUAUUCAAUCAAUAGAGAAAAACGGUAGGGUUGGUAAACCAGUAAACCGCUGGACUGUAGAGCAGGAUUCGUGGGUUAUAUUGCCCGGGGCCGGACCAACACUCAGGGUCUGAAGAUAAAAUUGUGAAGUGAACAUUUUCAUUUCUGCCUUUGCAACGCCACAGGAGAAAUAAAACCUUCGUGCCAAAUACAGUGGCCAAAACCUCAAUAAAGAAGGGGUUUUGUUAUUUGUUUUGUCUUUUUUAAAAUUCAUCUUGCUAUUAUUGUCUUUGGUGCCAUUCGCGUGGUUGAAAUUAAAAGGUAAUAUAUUUACCUCAUUUAAACUUUCUUUUCAAUUAGGCUCGUGGUCUCUUGGAACACAAUUCAUCGCAGGUGAGCUUUUUCUCAUCGAUUCUUUUUUUUUUUAGCUCUUUUCACAGUUAGGUCAAAGCCUUUUGUGGCAACAACCUGUCGUAAUCCAUCACGUUCACUUGAACGCUAUUCUUCUCAUUUUUUUUUUUGGGAUAGUUAAACGAUCUCUCGCCCCUUUAUUCAAUGGGAGAAAGCACUUUUCUGAUCAAACAAAAAUUUCUUCUCCUGUAUUAGAACUUACGUAUUCCAACGUAUUGUUGGAAUUUCCAGUCUUAAAUUGCGUUUUACUGUACAAAUUUUCGAUCAAAGUUUAUUUCACUUUACUGUUGUAAGUGAUGGCGCCACGUGAAGCAGUUGCUAUUUUAGGUGGACAAGUUAGCAUGAAAGGUUUUCAUUUACCCCAAGUUUGACUGCGGCUGCUGAAAAAGUGUCUUGCCUUUUCAAUGCCUGUCUUUUUACUUUUCGCAGUUCUUGAAGAAGUAUUAAGUUUUUUUAAUUUUCUAUUGGUCUUCUUCACAGCUUCCUUUAACUUGGAGUAACUCGGUAGUAGUGUUUGAUUACUUCAAGCCACCUGAACUACCCACUUUUGACAGCAAAGCUAACACCAUCUCUGCAGAGGUGAGACUAUUUGCUGCCUUCUGUUUAGCCUUUGGCGACAAACUAAAUGGGCAAUUUAGCCGGUGUGGCCAAUGUCCCAAAGAGAAAGAGGAGGAGCGGAACGCCUACUCUCUCUCCUCCGCAGAAGGACUCCCGCUGGGUAUUUCCAAUAAAAAGUAGUAAGCGCGCGUGCCUUCCGAAAUAUUGGUGACAAAACAUAUAUAUAUACUCCCGACAGUAAAAUCAGCCUUGCUACUUUUGUUCAAUAAGCGCGCGGUGGACGAUGGGAAGAGAAAAACCUUCCCAUCUCCCCCGCGCGCUUUCUUUUUUUCCCGCCCCAGCAGGAGCGGAACGCCUCUGUUAGAGACAUUGUUUGGGCCGUUCUGGUGCGCCCCUCCUCUUUUCUUUUGAAACGCCUACCAUGCAGUAGGAGGUAGAAUAGUUUUUAAAUCAGUAAAACCAAAGAAAUAAUCUGUAGUAAUUAAAAUCAAUUUUUAUCUCACUGACCGAUCUCGUGAUUCUCGUGUCCAAUCUUGCAGGUGCAGAAUCUUCUUCGAAGGAUUACAAUGGUGAUUCCACAACAAGAACUUGAAGGUACUAAAUUAUAAUAAUCGAGAGGACUGAAUGUUUUGGUCAAUCAUGGGAUGUUGUGUGAUAUAUUUUUUAUGUGGCUAAAAAUCAUUUAGCCAAAGUUAAACUCGAGCGAGUUGGCCAUCGGCCUUCUCCCACUUCAGUAUGUGACCUACGGGGUGGCCCGCGGGGAAUUGCAGGGCUCCUUGAGUGCUCUUUUGCUAGUGUUGCUUUGCAUUGUAGCUUUGCUUGCUGAUCGAGUUUAAUGGUGUAUUGCACUUUGCGUAAUGGUGUCUUGUCUUAAAAUUGGCUUUAUUUUCUCCUUCCAGCUAUUAGUUUCGAAAGUGUGCAAUCGUUUAUCGAGGGUGGAGAUGAACCAGUCCCAAAACUGCCUGAUCACCUUAUUGGUGUCAAAAGGUACGCUAUCAUGCUAUGCUUUGAUUGAUUAAAUUUAUCUUGUUGAUCGUGUCCUUAAAUUGGGGACCACUCUGAUAUAUAAAGCGUUGUCAUGACAAGAAGGAAUUUGAUUCUCUUCACCCUCAGGGCUUAAAAGGAUAACAGCCCUGGAGGGGAGGGGAUCUCCCAUGUGGAAGGGGCAGGGAUACUUGUCGAACAUUUUGAACUAAACCCAUAAAGGAGGCCAUUCUGGGCGUGGUUCAACCUUUUUUGACCCCUAAAAGAUCAUUUAAAGAGGCGAUUUGAACUUUGAUUACAAGAAUCGGCUAAAUAAAACUAAUUGAAGAUAUAUAAUUUAUUAAUAUUUGUUCACGUGUAACCCUAAAAGAGACCUUUACGGCUAAAUAUAAUGGCGUUUUGCCCAAAACACCCUAAGUGAGACCAAAAUCCGAAAUUUACACCCCUAAGCGAGACGCGAGCAUCCUCGCCCCUUUCAUGUGGGAGUCCCUCUCCCCCGGGGGUUAACAGGCACAAUUUAAUAAGAAUUACAUAUAACAGAGCAACUGUGCUGUAGAUUACACUUUAUAUUUAGGUCAAUACCUUCAAUUAUUACACCAGCGUCUGUUAUACUGACAGCACAUCUUUUACUUCUCUUUUUUGCUGUAACUAGUCGUGCCUUGGUUUUUUUUCCAAUACUCCUUUGAUUUUAUUCCAUAUUUUUGUUUAUUUUUGCAGACCUGUGAUUAGCGAAAUCUUCUAUUUACUGGCUGACUUCUAUUUCAAGAACAAAGAAUUCAGGUAAUUGUCACAUAGGUUAUGUACUUGUCAAUUUACGAAAGCUAUAAGAGGGCUAAAAGUUUGUCGUUUGAACUCCAUCUUCCCCAUUUUAAAUUAUUCUUUGUUGUCUUUGGUUGAUUUCACCUUUCAGGAAAUUUGAAAGAUUUUAGAAAUCUAAGCAUCUUCCCACAAAAUAUAUUUGAGAGAAUUCGAGAAACGACAAAAUAAAUCUUGAAUGAGUUUGUAGCCAGUUUAGGAAUAUUCCUCAAGGUAGAUAUCUUAACCUCUGAUAUACAAAGUAGCUGUAACGUUUGAGUCAUGCGAAUGAAACGUCUUGAUCAGAACUAUUAACGUGGCAACAUUUGGUGUUGAACUUUAGCACUAGCCACUCUUAGCAUGGAAAGACGUAUCGAAUGAUUAUUCACAAAUGCACGGAAUUCCUGUCUGUUGUCUGAUUUUCUGCAAUACUCCAAUUUUUACUAACUGUCUGAAAGACUCUCAUUUGUAAUUUUCCGAAAUUUGCACAUCACCAAACUUAUACCUGCGCACCCCCCCAACUUACUUAGAGAUCCCAGCUACAUUACUGAUGCUGUGCAUCUUUGAAGUACUAUCCUAGGAAAGCUUUCUACAGCUUGAUCGAUUUUGUUUGUAUGUUUUCAGCAAAGCCCUCAAGUUCUAUAUGCACGAUGUGUCAGUUCAGCCUGACAGAGCGGACACAUGGGCCGCCAUGGCUCUCGCUCGGAAAAGUAGACUAGAGAACAAGUUAAAUGCGGUAGUUUAUAUCACUCUCUUUCUUCUUUCAUCGUAAAAUUCACUUCAUGUCGUGUUCGUUAAUAGAAUGACACGAAGUAAACAACGAGUUUUCCCUGUGGUUGGCGGUAUUAAUAUUUGCACAUAUACCAGAAUAACAUUUUCUCACUGCGUCAAAUACGUUCCCGGAGCGUAGGCAUACGUUUUUUUCAGAGUUAAGCUUAUUGUAGGCCUCUGCCUCCAUUGUCUUACCUUUUUUUCUACACCUUUAGCGUGAGACAUGCAUAUUUUUUAUUUCGUGCAGGCUCAGAGCCGGAAGUAAGGAGUGCUAAAAAUUGUUUGGGCGCAACCUCGUCCCCAGGGUCCUCUCUCUCGCGCUCCGGGGGACAGGAAGGAGAGGAACCUGGAAACGAGAUUGGGUUGGGGUGGUCUUCACCGAAGAGGUUCCUCCCAGCGCGAAUUGCAUCAACAAUGUGAAGGUCAUUUUUAUGCUAUGACGAGGGUUCCUGUCUAAUAUAACUGUACUCUAUUUAUUCCUUUUCACAUGUUUCUGGUUUUUCAGUGUGAGCCCAAAAGUGAAGGACCGAUACAAAAACUUGCAGUUUCUGCUCUUAGGUAAGUCCAUAAUUCACUUCUUCUAAUCGCAUGAUAAAAAAUUUACAGCCUUUGUUAUCAAUUGUAAGUUAUGGCAUGAAGUUAAAGUCAGUCAACCCCUGCUAUGCGGCUUUAGUCGUUUACUUCCUCUCAGUUGCGUUAAAAAAUAAAGGACAACUCAGGACAAGUUGUCUUGAGCCCUUAUGUCUAUCUCCUUCUUUUUAGUUUCUGGCUUGAUACCUACUUGGUCACAUUUUAUAGCGGCCUGUAAUGUUAAACGAAAGUUAUGACACUUCUAUGGAGGCUGUAACUCGAACAAAACACGAGAAAUGUCUUAUUCCAAGUAGCCAUCUAUUUUACAUUUCUUUAUAAAAAGGAACAAAAUAUAACAAUAUUUGUUUGUUCCAUUAAUUAGAAGAUUACAAUUUUGCACGAAUCUUCAGUUCAAUCAUAUCGAAAACUUCGACAAGCCAAAAAAAAAAUUCCCGAAAGAACGUUCAGAUCGAAGACCAAAAGCUGUAAAUAUUUAGAUUUCAGUAGGAGAAAUUCUUUUUAUUUCUUUGGUUAUACAUAAUGAGGUUUAUUUUAUACCCCUUUCUUUUCAGAUGUUUCAAAAGAGCGUUGGAGAUUGACGGUUCAAACAGCAGUUUGUGGGAGGAGGUUUGUUGAACAUCUUUUUUUGCAUUUUUCGCUGCUCUGACUAAAGAAACAACGCAUGAACUAAGUAUUUUAAUCAUACUGAAUACUGUUCGAUAAAAAAAAAUCAUUGUCUCAUUUUUGUUCUACAGUACGGGACACUUUGCUACGUAUUAUAUUCCCAUGCCUCCAGGCAGCUCAACCAGGUACGUACUCAUUGCUACUUUUGUACUCAUUAAUUAAAAACAAAUACAGUAUAGUUUUCUCGUAAUGGCAGGAUACAGGUAAUAAUUGAUGAUGAAAAGAGAAACGUUAAUGAAAAAGAACUGGUAGUUUCGUUAGGGUUGAUUGGUGAAUUUUAUAGUUAGAAUGCGUGUCAAAAUGUAUGUUGUGAGAACCCGUUAACACGGAGAGAAGCGACGACCGGAAAUACGUCUGCAGUUCGCAGGCUGCGUUUACACGGUUCCGGACAAAUUUUUCAACGGACGAUUAUUUUUACUUGUGCAACCCAUUUCCACGGAACUUUGCAACUUAUGUUACAGAUUGCAGUAUUGUCUGUCGUUAAAAAACUAACACAGUUCCGCGGGUCUCGUGUAAACGAAAGUCAAAACCGUGCAAGUUUUUUGUCCGUUCAAAACUUUUUUCCGGAGUUGUUUUUAUUUUUUCAACAUUUGUUCUUUUUGUCUAGUUUGAUAAAGACGAAAUGUCAUCAGACAGUCGUGCGGCGUUAGUCCAGCGACGUGACGAGAUGUUGUUGUUAUCCGAGCGAUGCUUUACCUCUGCUUUGGGUAUUGAAGAUGGUGAAGCUUGGCUUCAUCACUAUAUCUUGGGAAAGAUCUCAGAAAAGCUUCAAAAACCUCCUGGCAUCUAUCUUGAGCAUUAUCAAAAGGUAAAUGAACAUGUAGGCAUUUCUUAAGUCUGUCGGGUGCUUCACGAAAAAUGUGAAAACUUUUUAGGCUCGAACAGUUGUAUUAUGCUUGGAGAGGGUGUUUUGCCGCCGUAAGGGGGCGCAGUUUUUAGAGUGCUGAUCUGCUGAGCAGAGAAAUCGUAAGGGUUAAGGGUUAGUACAGGCAUUAACAUAGAGGAUUAUUUUACAGAACUAAGGAAACAACAAUGCCGCGGUUAUUCAAAAAUGUCUCAAACAUCUCUUUAUUAGAGAAAAUGAUGUUUACUUCUAACUCGUAACCUUAAAAGUGAAACUUAAUUCAGUGGUUUGUUCACUAUUUACAUGACUUUUUCUUGUCUGUUCUUUAUUUUUUAGAGUGCAAAAUAUUUGGAUGACGAUAUUUCAAGUUACCCCAGAAAAAUUUCUUACUACAGUCCACCUGAUCAUUCACUAGAAGCACUGGAGGUAACAGAAACUAACCUUUUUAUGUUGUUGUUUUUUUGAUAUAUAUAUAUUUUUCUUUUCGCUAUUGACUUCUUUCCCUUUCUUUCUACUUCAGACCCGUAUCUUCUGCUUCGCAAGGCUCUGCGAUUCACGUAUUUCUGGUUAAACAUAGAAAAAUAGACCUCUCCGCGGUUUUUUGUUCAACUUUUGACGUGGACAAGUAAGGGAAAAUCCGUCAACUCCCCUUGAAAGAGUGCGUUUAAAUUAAUAAAAUGGCCAAAUUUGAAAGUGAUUUGUUGAAAACUAACGAAGAUAUAACUCCUAAAAGUCGCAAAAUUUUACAGACGUCUGUAUGGUGGGGGUGUGGGGCACAAACUUACCCCCCACAAUGCAAACGUCUGUAAAUUUUCGAACCUUUGCAGAGCUAUAUGUUCGCUCUCUUAAGACGCAUCACUUUUAAACUUGGCAGUUUUACUAAUUUUAGGGCGCUAUUUUAAGUGCUGUCGACGGAUUUUCCCUUGCUUGUCCAUAUCAAAAGUUGAAAAAACGGUGAAAUGGUCUAUUCCAGAUAAGGUUUCUUUAGUGUGUAAGGUUCAUUAGGUAUCAUAUUCCCUUCUGAGAUACAGUAUGUAGACUAUGCCAUUUAAACCUUUUGCAGAUUUAUUUCCGCAUCCAUGUAUCAGUUCUGAAGCUUCUUUUUAGCAAGUACCCGGAUGUAGAUGUGAGUGUUCUUGAGGAGCACCUUCAGCGAGCCUUGCAAGGACCCUUUCAUCACCCUGAAUUUGACUCUGAUACAGGACCCGGAACCGUAUACAGGACAGAAUCCACUACUUCAGGUUUGUUAAGUCUUUCCUACAUACACCUCAGGUCGGGUUGGAAAAAUAUUACUGUACUCUCCUCUCUGAGGAGAGUGGAAAGAGAGAGAGAAAGAGAGAGUGCUAAUCAUAUGUCCUCUUCUUCUAUUGUGCCGACUUUUUCGUCUCCAUUUUCUUCAUGUUUAUUUUUUCGAGUUGCCUGGGAGGAGGCGAAGGUUUGUUGUUGUUUUUCCCUCUGUAGUCUGUUCACAGACCUUCUAUUUUCCCUUUAGAAAUCAUCGAGCCCGUGUGCAAAAGUAAAAAUGGCGGGGUAUUUAUUGAAGGUUACCGCGAUAUUUUCCUAUUAAUCCUGAUCAGUCAUGUUGCCGGGGUCUGAAGUUAGUUAGACUGCGAGCAAUCUCUUAUUUUCUUCAAAGUCGUUAGGGUAGGACGCGCAAGCUGCGAGCGACGAAGCCGCGAGCCGCGAGAAACGAGAGCGUAAGCCCGAGACGGAAGAAAAAUAAGAGAUCCGUAUUUUCUCGUCUCGCCCCAGUCCCUUUGUGGCUUAAAGCGUUCUCUGUGCCAAAACGCACCAUGGCUGAGAACUCGACGGAUCUUAAGAGAAAAGACAGACUGCUCGCAGUCUAGAAGUUAGUACAUGUUGUAAGAGGAACUGCCGGCACUGCAUGACUUCCAGGGUUUUACUUUCAGUGCUGUCUAGUUUGAGAUUAAAGUCCAUUCACCCAACAAUCCCACUUGGGAUUUUCAAGAACACGAUUGGGCACAUUCUCGCUCCCAGGGACUCUCGUCCCCUAGAAGAGAGACCCUGGGAACGAAGCUGGAUUAGGCAAAACAUCACUUUUUGUCCUGAGUUUGUCCUGUAAUCAAAAUCCACGCUCGCAAUCGUUUAUUAUUAAAGAUAGUCUUAGCGGGCCAAAUGUAAUCUGAUUUGGAUAAUUUUCAGUCGAAGCCUUUAAAUGACAUAGUGGGGGAGAGGAUUUAUGACAUUCAUAUUAUUAUUAUAAUUAUUUUUUAGAAUCGUUUUUGAGCAACGUUUUUGAAGAUUCAAAACAUGGAGAUACUAAGGCCUCCAAGUCAGUUAGUGGAGCGGAUACAGUGACUCUAUCAGAGCCCACACACAAAGAGGACCUUAGUUCUUCAAACGCUAAGAGUGAUGUCACAGAGACAAUAAAAUACGGUGCCGCAGAAACGACAGAGUCAAGCAAGGCGUCAUCUCCUGCUCCGAUUCCAAUGGAAGUGGAAAUGAGUGUUCCGUCUAAUGAUGUGUCUUCUGUGGAGCAGACACCGGAUAGCUCCCAGGCUCCCUCUGCACUUGUCUCCGAGGUGAAAGGACUGGGUACUUAUCAAGCCGCAAUUGACGACUCAAAGAAAAACACGGCGGAGGAGAAGUGCAAGGAAAAUAAAGAAGCAAAAAGUUCUGAACCAAAUGAAUUAUCAGAGAAUAAAUUCUCUAAGCCUUCGAAAGAGGAGAAUUCCAAUGCAAAUGUUAUUAAAUUAGAGGAAACAACCUUAUUCCAAGAAGAAACAGAGAAGUCAGAGACUCCAGAAGUUGAAAAACUUGCCUCUGAUGAAAAACCACACGAAACGACUGAAGUGUUGGUGGAUAGUACAGACACUGAAAUGGCAACUGAGGAAAAAGAUUUCAAGGAGGAAGUGGAUACCAAAAGUGAAAAAAUGGAGAUUGACACGGUAUCUACUGCUACUACAGAGAAUAUCAAAGCAGGUGAAUCCACAGAAACACCAAGCAAUCCUGCGACCUCAACUGCUGACAGCGAGUCAUCGCCUGCUCAGUGCCCUCAAGCAGUGAAAAAUAAGCGUCCGCCAUUAACAGCCGAACAGCAGGCUAAAAAGAAAGAGCUGAUGGAUCGGUGUAUUUAUGCUUUGGGGUAUUGCUUGCGAAGGUUUCCUCAACAUCACAAAUCACGCUAUCGCCUGGCGUAUGUGUACUAUUACUCGCCAGAACAUAAGGUAAUCUAACAACUGCUUUGUGUCAGAAACAUGUGUAGUAAGAACCAUCGAAAUGAUGAAAAGCUCAGACAAAUCAUUUGAAGGUUAGUCUCCCUCGCGACCCUUUAGUUUCGUUACGCAACACUGGAGAGUUGCGUGACGUCAGCCGAGCGCCAGAAUAGAACAUGUAGUAGAAUAUGUAAUAGAACAUGUAAUAGAGCGUGUACGUGUAGUGUGAAAAAUCAUGCUGGCAACGAGGUCGUGAAAAGCGCGGGAAAUACGCGCCAGCAGGGCAAGGUAAACUGCGAUUGGUCGCUAGUUCUGUUGGCGGUAAACCCGAAAUAAAUAUUUGAGAUACUUAGUAUUACUUUUGCGGAAACGGAAAAUAGAUUUCUCAGUCCAGGUAAACUGACAUUUUAUUUUUGCGCAAAUGUUUUUUCUCUUUAGGAGACAAGUGCAUCUCGUGAUUUGUUGUUUGGUAGCAGCACAAGACAGAUCAAGAAAUUUAACUUUCCCCAUCAAGGGGUCUUCAACGAGAAAAGCAAGACAAAUUUGUUCUCGGUGAGUACGUUAUAUACUCUACUGCAUGUCAAAGAUUUUUCUAUACGUAAUUAAGCAUUUCCUUUUUAGAGAAACUUUCCACCGUUUUAUCUCCUGAAUUCCUAUAGGAUGGUUAAAAAGGAAUUAUGAGACAAUUUGAGGUUGACACAGCAUUUGGCUAAGAUAACACAUGCUUUAAGGUGAAGCUACCCAACAAUGUGGCAAAUAUAGCUUUAUACCUACUAUUAUUGUUUAUUUCUCAGUUUUGUUUAUUUUACAGGCAUUUUGGAGAAUUCCUGAAGAGGAUAUUGACAGGUAAAGCAAUGACGAUUUUUCUUGCGGAUCCCUAAAGCUAACCCUACUAUAGUUAAAUCUAUCUUAACGGAAACUUGUAGAGAAAGACACUUCCUUUAAGUUGACACCUACAGUUGUUCCUUGCCGAUCUACAAUCAUUUUCUCUGACACACCACAUGACACACACCCUGCUAAAACAGACACCUAGAUUUGGUCCCUGCCUUUCUUUAACCCUUAUAGUUAACCCUCUAUAAGACGGACAUCUGUCUGAAACGAACACUUGGAGUUUGUCCCUGCCUUACUUUUCUCGUUUCAGUUGACUUUCUCUAAGACACACAUCUCUUUAAGACGGACAAAGUUGACCAUAUAUCUUAUUAGUCAAUGUGACCUCUGUUGAUACCAUGCGGUUCAGCCGAUUAACCACGCGAAAGAAGGUUCCGUCUAAAGUUUACCUUUUCUCUCAAACUUUCUUAUAAGUCAACUAGUUUCUUUACUUUAGAACUCUAUACCCACUAAAUUUUGCAUACAGGAAUGCUUUUCUUUAGCCUGAGCUUUAGUAAGUUAACUAUCUUGAUUUUUGCAAACCUUACUGGUUUGACUGAAACAAGUUCAAGAUUGGUUCCCUCCCAGAUUUCUCCAUUUCUAGUCGUUGUAUAAAGUAGUAUGCCUGUGACCAUGUUUAUUCUAUAAUUUCCCUACAUUCGCCACUUUGAGGUUUCGCAAGAGACCGAGUCAAGAUGAUUGUCAAAGUGCAUUGUGGGACUGUUUUGGGGGACGAAUUUACCGCCUUAUUGAAACGACGUCUCCCAAAACAGUCCCACAAUGCACUUGAAAGCCAUCUCGACCCGGUCUCCCGUGCAACUUCAAAGUGGCCAAUUGAUGGGGUGUAUUUGUUAUGUUUAGGCCGGGGUGCUUCUGUACUCAUACGUACAAGUCAGUUGCCUUGUUACUUGAAGUCUUGUGCGAGUUAAACGAGUGGGACACCCUGAUACUUACCCACAAUCUUCUCUACAGAACACCGGAGCAGGGCAAGUAAGUAAUGUUUUAUUUCUUGUCGGUACCAUUUCUUUAGGUCAACUUUACCAAGAGACUAGAGUAAACGACGGAACUCGAGGAACGAACUGAUUGUACUCGAUGUAAUAUGUCGAACGUCGAGUGGAGAGAGUUGAAAAUAAGAUGCUUAUAUCGCCUCUCAAGCAAAAUGAUUUAAGGGCGUAGUUAAAGGGUCGACAGGAUGAGUAUUAAUGGGUUUAAGGAGCAUAAUUCACAUGAUUGGUGCGCUUUUAACUCCUUGCUUGAACCAAAGCCAUAUAUGUUUUGUUUGCGCCUUUGAAAUCUUCGAAUUCCUCUACACAGACCUUCCUUACUUUCUACUUUGACCUACAAAAUCUCGUUUUUCUUUCCUUUUCCUUUUCCAGGAAAUACCUGAGAGAUAACGAGCGUCACUAUCUAGCAAGAAAGGUGAGAAUGAGAAAAUCACUAUGAAGAAUAUAUUGUAAUAGAGAAUAGGAAACUGUCAAUAUUUAAAUCAGUAAUAUGUCCCUUCUUCCCAAUAUGAAUACAGAAACCAUGCCGUGGGAAAGCUUAGCACUAUCCUAAUGUGGUUAGGCGCAGUACUGCUCCGCGCUUUACGGUAGAAAAUCAAACGAUCAAACUGUUUUUGAAACAGUAAUAAAUUGUGGCGGUUUGGGGUAGCCUGUGGUUUGCUCCCAACUUUGUCUUUCCUACUUAGUAUUAGGGAGUUUGAGCAACGACGUUUUUGAGCGACGACAGUCAAGCGGAAGUGAGUCCUCUUCCCUUUUAAUAAGCCUUGAUGCUACCAAAUUUGUAUGGCUAAGUGUCUUUACUCUGAAAGAUACGAUCUGCUAGAAAAUUUGUUCAAAAUCAUGGCCUAAGACUGCAAAAAGUCCACUUCCGGUCGACGUGUGUCUCUCAAAAACGUCGUUGCUUAAACUCCUGUUCCCAGUACCCACGAGCAUGAAGUUACUGUACACGCGCGAACGUUGCUUCCUUUCAUGUUCUUGCACAAACGGAACUGCUGAAACGGCUUCAGUUUCUAAUGAUGGCUUGCGUCAGUGUAUUUUGUGCCUGUUCGCUCACUGCUUUGAUAAAUGAAUCUAUUUGCAGGCUUUUGAGUAUUCACUGAAAAUCAUUAAAGCACGAGUCUCCGAUCAGGAUCCCAAGGUAAAGUCUGUCUUAUCGUUUUUUUAGUCCAGGUAGUUGUUUAGGGUACGAGUACUUGAUCAACAUUCUUUAGUUGCCGUUGGUCUGCUUACGACCUUUCAUUUUCUAGCGCGGGUACGAAAAUUGAAACCGCGGGGGAUUUGUUGCCUGCUACCGCAAGGGGGGUGGGGUUGUAAGCCAGUCUUAUUCUCUUGUGUACUCUUACUUUAGGCGGGGAUAUCUUCUCUUUCCCAGCUGGUCAUGGACGUGUAUGAGUGCUGGAAAACUGCACAAAAAUACGAGCCGUCUGUAAAGGUAUGUCUUAACUUUGGUAAGCACUUCACUUCCAGAGAAGUAUCCAUUCAUAGCAUUCAUGGCACUUGUGUAUGACAGUAACACGAGAGAAAAGUCGCCUCGUACCUCUAUACUUUGGUCUUAAGUUCGACUGUUUUUGUCAACUUUAGCCUUUUUGAUGCCAACCAAACCACCUUUCACUUUGGUUUGCCAUUCCCCCCUCCCCUGUUUAGCCUGUCGUUAACACGUCUUGCGGAAUUUUUAUCCUACUUCUCACGCAGAAGUCAAAGCAGGGGGACUGAAAUGUUACUUUAUUUUUGUUCUUUUGCAGGUGACGGAAGGUUUGCUAACACAGGCGUUUGAAAUGUUUGUAGCCUCCAAAGUAAGUGAAUUUUUGUUAGAAAGCUGUUAGACUCCCUUUAGUUGCCGUUCCUUUUUCCUUCCAUUUUCCUCGCUAGUGUGUUCGCCAAGCCGGUGGGCGAUAAGAGCGAGAAUGAAUCACUUAUCUCUUUCCAAUGUUUCUGGUCGCAACAGUUCAUACCUUGCCCUUCGGCGUCAUAAGGUAUUUUAAGAGGGAAGCAGAGUUCAAGCUAUCUGUGAAGUAUUAAGGUGAUGUUACUUGGAACAAUUCGCAACGACGAUUUUUAGCGUAACACAGCAUUUCAACAUUGUUGCGACAUUGUUUCGAAUGGUUGCAACGUUGUUGCAACGUUGCAACGCUCUGUUGCGCUAAAAAUUGUCGUUGCAAGUCGUAACAUCUCCUUUAGACUGUCAGCGCUCCCUUAGGAUUGUCAGGCGCGUGAGCAAAUCACGUAAGCGAAAAUACUGCUUACGAAGGGAAACGCCCGCCUCUUCCUUACUUCCUUGUUGCAGGGAUGUCAUAAAUGGCUGGGAGCCGGGGACUUCCCCAACUAAAGUAAGAGAAAAGAAAUAAAGAAAUGCGUAGCUGUUUGAUUCCCCACCUACGAGUUGUAUAAACCCGGAAACUUGAAACAUUAGUGACAGCCCUGCUGUUGGCCCGUUCGCUGUUUCAAGGUCUCUCCAAGCCUGCCCGUUAAGCCACGCGACUGACUGAGAAUGAAUUCUCACAGUCUACUGAAUAAAGUGCAGUAUCCUCGAUCCUUGGUUCGCGAUUGAAUAUACUGCUGGCGGUUUCUCGUGAUGAUGGAUUUCUAAUGAUGCGUUUUGUUGUUUUUCUUGUUCGUAGUCUACGUCAGGAGAAUCACUCGAAUUGAUGGCUGAUAAUUCAGAAUCAUCCUCUUCACUUUUGGAACAGGCUUUAAAAUAUUGCCAGCAGUACGUCAAACCUCAGGUGAUUUUCUGUUCAUGACACGUUUCGUCAGUGCAUAUGCUCUUGAUUGUAGUGCCUUAUUCCAACAGUAAUUGGAAAUACAUUCCUAACGAACGGUCAAGAAAUUUCUAUUCCAAAGCAUUUUUGUGAAUAGUUUGCCCCUCCCUUAAGCCAACAUUUUGCCCUAAGUGAGAAGUAAGUGUUAAUGUUGGCUUAGGGGAGGAGUAGGUGAGCAGUUUCCAAGAAACGUAUGAUGAUAGCUUAUCGUGAUCACAGGGCUCAGUGGAGUCCAAUUCGGUCUGGAAUCAUAAGAGUUAUUAACACUUUUAUACAUGGUACUUACUAUCUGUCUUCUCAUUGGCUUACAGCCGACUGUUAAUUUUGGAAAACAGCGCAACCUUCGCAUUAGUCGGUUAUUUGCUAGCAGAUUACUGACCAACCUGUUGGUUGCGCGCGCAAUGCAUGAUUUCCAAGAGCAAUGUCAAAAUGUGUUCCAUACAAUGCUGUGUUCGUCCUUUUUUCUUCAAACAAUGCUCCUCCUGCACUGCCCUAUUAAUGCCAAUAUCAGACCAGAUGAUAGUCAAUCAUAUAUGAGGAUUUUGUGUUAGGUUAUGAUUAAAGUACAAACUCUUGCCCGAUUAUUGAAAUACAAUAUCGUAGAAAAGUUUUGUAUUGUGAUCGCAGUAAACUAUACUGAUUAACUUUAACAUCGUUUGCCUUACAAGUUUGCCAUCCGUCUUGCGCCCUGCAUUUUAGCGCGUCUUGUCAAAGAGGAUGACAGAAGCGUCUUGAUGUGCUAGGUGGUUGACAAUAACUUUUCCUGUCCCUCUGUUUCCAGACGUCAUCAUCCAAUACUUCAAUCUUAAAUCAACCGAAAGGAUCAUCUGGAACCGACACAGGUACUGAUCUAACUUCGGGCUCCGAUACCGAAGCCGCUCCAACGACGUCAGAGCAAAUGUUGUCACCUCAAAGAACAAAAAAUGAACAAAAUAGUUUAGUAGAGGUGACAAAGAAAGAACCAGCAAAAAAUGCGGAAGAAUCUCUGAAAGAUUUACCAGCCGAUUCUCUUUCCGAAGAAGAACCGAUAGACAAAACAUCAACCGAAGACGUGUCUAAAGUCGGUGAAGCGUUACCUUCGGAAGAGGCUCGGGUGUCACAGCACUCGACAGGGGACUCCAGUACUGUGGUGCGUGAAAGUGAAACUAUAGUCCUAGUUGAUAAAGAUGCCACCUCUAACCCUCCUGAGAGGUGCCAGUUGUCGGGGGAAUAACCAAACUAUUUAAGGUCCCCUCAGCUGCAGUCCGGUGUAAAUAUGUGGGUCAAUUGCCCCUGUUGAUCUUGGGAGCGCAGUUUUUAUGGAAGGAACUUAAAAUCAAGUAAAUCAUAAUGGUAUAUAUGUGCAUUAAACAUGUUGAUAAUAAACUGCUGGCGACUUUUCAAAGCCGUUUUCCUGCAACUAGGAAAGUGAGAAGCCAUCAACUAAACGAUAAGCGAAAGUUAUCCUCCACCAAAAAUCGAUCCCAAAAAAUUUUACGCUAUAUUGUAGAUUGAUCUAUAUGUUAUCCAUGCUAUAUGUUAGACUUACGAUCAAAGUAAAGGUGGGAAUACCAGAGAGCUUCAAAGUAGGAUGGUACACUCACAAAGUAACUGGGUCGAGUCACCUUAAAAGACUGGUUGUUUCGCCCGUAUAAUAUUUCUGUAUUCAGACCUCACUUUGGAGUCUGCAAAUCCCAGCUUGAAAACGUGGUAGAAUACUAGUUUUAGGGCGAAAAAGCUUAAAUAGCGUAAAAUUAGAUUAAAGCUUAAAAUGCAUAAAACGAGAAAACGGGCACUUCUUCGUGACCCGAGUGAAACGUCGUACAAAGUUGACCUCGCUUUAGGGGGACGGUUUAAUUUAAAUGAAGAUAUGAUCGUCAAAUUAACCCGACUGUUCAACUGCACACUGGAUACAUUUUACUAGUGAGUAAGUUAGCGUGACUGCGUGUAAAGGUAGAAGACAACAAGGUGGUAAUCGUCGACACUAUUAAGAAGCGAAAUGUCGCGUGGAGAGGAUGUUUCAGGCUUUAAUAUUGAAUUUGAAUCGAUCCUGGUAUGGAGAGGGCGAACAGUCAAUCCUCCUCGCGUCAGGUUUCUAGUUUUGUCGAAAUUGACAGUUCUCUGAAUUUAAAUUCUUUUUACACUCGACUGAAACAGAGGGGACACGUUCAAAAACAUUUAUCGAAUAAGGGAAGGGAUUCAUUUUUCUUUUGCCAAAAAAAAGACCCUCAUUAUUGCCAAUCAAAAUUAGAGACGUGAUGAACAGAUCGUUACUUUUAAAUGACAGUUAAAUGGAGAGAUUUCAUUUUGAAGCAUUGCGUUGUGUCUCUCACUCAUUACGUAAUACAUGAUUUGUGGGUGUGGAGGUGAGGAGAGAUGGGGAGGAAACAAAUAUGGCCCCUUAUCGAGAUAAACGGUACCACACUUUAAGCAAUGUAACUAGGAAGGCUAAAAACUUUACGUCCAGCCGAGGUAAAUAGGCUGAUUUAGCAACAGGACGGGAACGUCGGUUGACGACGGGAAAGCGCGCGGAAAGGACUAACCACGAUUUCUGUGUCCA
Messenger RNA from Porites lobata, 57802 nucleotides. The record is from the annotation of a GenBank genome assembly. Lineage: Eukaryota; Metazoa; Cnidaria; Anthozoa; Scleractinia; Poritidae.